ACUCACAGCGCAGAUCAGCCCCCCGUGUAGCAGCAGCAGCAGCAGCAGCAGCAGAAGUGGAAGCAUGGCUCUGUCCAACAAGUGGUGGAUUUUGUGCGCCGUCUCUCUCUCCUAUCUCGCCACUUUUGGAUCUUGCAGAAGACACUGGGAAGGUAAGACGGUUGAAGAAGUUUUAUAUGUUCAGAUUCAUAAAUAAAGGAAGUUGAAGCGCAGUACAGGCUGAGGCGCUGCGUAAGGGAAAGUUUUCGUCACGGAACUCGUGCGUAAAAUUAAGCGAAACUGAAGUGGGAACACUUUCACUCUUUUCUGCCUCAUGUUUACUGAUAUUUGGGUUAAACAUGUAACGUGUCACCUCGAUUUACGCAUUCACGUCGCCGUAACGUCCUCAUAUUUUAUGUCUUUGAUUUUUACGCAUCAUUUAAUCUCUGAAUUUGGACAUUUUGCGCGCGACGCCGCAGAAUACUUUUAGUUCAUGUAUAGAUCUUUGUCCAAACGCCACAGUUGUUUGUUUUGUUGUGUUUAAGCCUCUCUGAGUCUUUCUUAGGGAGGAAAGUGUUGUGGCGUGAGGCAGGGCCAAAGUCCACUCCAACUGCAGUUCUCACGCGGGCCAAGACCCACACCUGAACCUGCUGGCACCUCCUCCUGAUCUGUCGUGUCGCAACAACACUCUUGCAGUGGGUAAUGAGGCUGUUGGGAUUGGAUGUCAGAUAGUCGGUAAGCUGAGGAAAGUCUGAGAAAAAGGCACGUUCAACUUUCCUGCUGUGGGAGAACACACAGAGCAGUGUUCAGAGGAAAGUCCAGAAAGGUCGCUCCAAGUGUUGCAGGUCAGAUAUUGGCUGAAGGCAGCAGAGAGGUUUGGUGAUGAACUGCAGCAUUUAGUGUCAGCGUCAGCCCGCUCUUAUCUGUAGGGGACAUACAGCCAGCUCUAUGCAUCAUUUCCCCUCCUGGGUGGAAAAUGUACAGUCUGUGAGCACAGUUUGUACAAAAGCACCAAGGCUGGAAACUUUCUUAUUAUGCUUGGGUGGUAUCUAUUUUCUCAUACCUUCCUGACAAUUCAGCUGCUGCACUGAUAUACGACUGUGUUUGUUGAAAAAAUCUCCUACGUCAAGCCUACAAUGCUGUGUCUCAAUGCAAUAACUGCACCGCCAUAAAUCCUCGUGUUUAAAUACUUUUGGCCCAACAGACAGAAAUAAGAGCCUUUAUUCGUGAGACCCUUGGAGGACAAGAGGAGUCUUGUUAAAGCAGAUAUGAGCCUCUUAAAUACAGGCUGUUAAAACCAGGUAUGCUCUGUGAGUUUGUCGGCCUCGCUGAGAAGUUUAGAGAGAACACGGUUGUGUCUGUUGUCCCGCUGCCCGACACGUGGUUAUCCUCGGACAUGUGGUUGAUUUAGGCAAAUACGAUGACUACUGAGUUACUGAUUGGUGGAAACAACACACAACAGGAUGGAUUUUUGUUGAACCCUUGCAUCAUUUUGUCCUGAUGCUGCAGGGUGAGUUUACAGCCUGAUUAUUAAAAUAUCAAAAUAGCCGAAAGAGGAAAACGAACUGCCUUUAAGUGAAUCUUAAAGCUCCUGUGAGGAGUUUCUGAUCAGUUGGAAUUAACUUUGACGCAUCUCUAUGAUGCACCGAAACAAAUGAGACCGUCAAGGACACGACUGUCAACUUCUAUGUUGUAAUUUAAAUGACUGUUUUGGGGAGAUUGUCACAACCUUUGUCCAGAAAAUCAACAGGAGCUUUAAGUGAACGUGCUCUAGACCUGCUCUUUUUCUUAGGGAAAGGAUGACGGCUGUUGUGAAUUGGAGCCAGAUAAAUAAACUUUGAUUGAUGAUUGAUUGAUUAAGUAAGUAAGUAAAUUUACAAAAAGGAUCAAAUCCAAUAGGAAACAGAGAAACACAAUACAUAUCAUGGCACUGAUACAAGCACUUCACAGAGGCCCCACAACGUCAACAUCAGCUAAAAGCCCGUCUAAAAAGAUUUUUAAAGUUUUAAGUCCUUUCGUAAAACUUGCGAGGGGCACUAGCCUGGAAAGAGCGGUCACCUCGUGUUUUAAAACGGGUGCGAGGGACCAUUAAGUGUUUGUGGUCUGAUGACCUUAGUGAACGUGAGGGGGAAUAGGGUCUCAGCAGCUCAGUGAUGUACGAGGGAGCUCGAUCAUGGAGGGCUCGAGAAGCAAGAACUAAAAUCUUAAAAUUAACCAGUGGAGGGAAUAUAAAAUUGGGAUGAUAUGGUCCCUUUUCUCCGGUCCAGUUACAAGCCUCGCAGCUGCAUUUUGUACAGUUUGAAGGCGAUUUACAGCGUUUUUGUUAAAACACAUAAAAAGAGCAUUACAGUAGUCAAUGCGAGAUGAAACAAAGGCAUGAAUUAUCAUCUCCAUUUCAGGUCUAGAAAUCAUGGACCUCAGUUUUGCUAUGUUCAGCAGAUGAUAUCAAGCGACAGCCUCUACAACCAGCAGGAAGUUGUUGUUGAGGCAUCAUGAGCUGAUCUUGACGUGACCUACUACAGCUGGUAGGUCAGUCAUGUUGUUGUGAAAUUACUCAGAUUAUGACUAAGAGUGUUUGGUGGACUACAGAGUGAAAAAAAGUUUGCAAAUGUGCUGAUUUUGUGCACUGAGGUAACAUCUUUGAUGCACACUUUCCUCUCCAGGGUCUGUCAGAACUCUGUAUGUGAGCAACAUAAGACCAAGACCAGGUCUUGUUGUUUGGAGACUGUUUGAAUGUCCGUGAUCCCCCAGGUUUAGUCUGGAGUGGUAGUAUUGGAGUAAUCAUAACACCUAUCAACCGUCUUCCUUCAUUUUAAGUGGGUCAGUGUGAGAUACGUGUGGAUAUUGAGUGUGUUAGCUGCAGAGGACACCAGUGGGCUGGUCAGGUUAUCGGCUCAGGCCCUUUAUUAAGAAACUGACAGGAAUGCUGACACAGAAACUGAAGCUAUGAACCGCUGCAGAUGGGGUCAACUCCAUCCUGUAAUUAAGCUGAUUUUAAGAAACUCCAACCGAAGCACUAAUGUUGGUAAAAACUCAGCCUGGAAUUGGACAUUUUCCAUCAGAGGUUGCAUUUUUUUUGCAGAAGCCACAUGUUUCCUUCUGCAUUCAGCGCAGAGAUCAGCUGUUCGGGUUCACAAUGUGUCAGUCAGCUCGACUUUUGCUUUGACUCUGAUGUUGUUUCAAAAACACUCACUUUCAUAAGCGACCUGUGACAAAUACAAAACUUAUAAUUAGGGCUGCACAAGUGAUCAAUUUUAAAUCUCCAUCGGAUUAUUUAAUUAUGACGAUAUUAAAAAAAUUAAGAUUGUCAGAUUGAUUUUCCUCUCCAUCAUGUCUUGUGCCUCCAGGCCACCAUAGGCUCCUCCUUCCUGCAGGAGUGCUCCCCAGUUCCCACACAAACAUGGGGUUUGCAAAAGAAGGCGAUAAUUUUAUGGUUAAAUAGGACAAGAGCGAGUCAGUCGUGUGGAAUUGGUACGGCUUCGCAGUUUCGGAUGAAGAGCAAACCACUCCACGCUGCAAAGUCUGUCUGAAGGCGGUAUCAACCCGUCCACACGGAAACAAAUUCAGGAGUAAAAGGAAUUUUUUUUUGUGGUAUCGGCGUUUGAUCUACACAGAAAUAGCGUUUCGGGUGACUGUAAAUGGUACUUUUUGAAAAUGGGACCACGACUACCAUAUCAUCUCCGUGUGGAUGCCUAUCUGCAUCUCUCGAAAAGAUGAUAUGACACGCCUGAUAUAGCGCCUGCACUUGUCCGGCCAAAACAACCUUUAUACACAUGAUCUGUACUCUUCUUCUGUCUUUUGUGCAUUUCUUUGGCAGCAUUAUAGCGCCACUUACUGGCCUGGCAUAUGCUCUACAUCGUUUUCAGUGGUUUUGUCCUUAGAGAUGAUUAAAAGACUUUAUUUUGAAAGUGAAGUUUGGUGAAGUUUUUACUGAAAUUGAGUUGUUAGAGAAAAUUUGGAUUUUAUUUUUGGCCAAAAUCAUGCAGUCCUGCCUAUAAUAUAAGUAAUAUCCCUAUAUUUCUAUGUGGGAUUUAGAAAGACGACUUCGCAUCCUCUGAAACUGCAUGUAGUAAAACAACAUCAAGCAACAGGAAGAGGCUCCAAUCAGCCGACCCUGAGUACGAUUUGUGGCAAAGUCAUAUCAGGACAAGCUAGUAAAUGUAAAGAGGCCAUUCAGGCUACUGUAUUAAACAAGGUUUUUCAUCCGUAGAGGAACAUCAGCUUCGAGUAUCUGCAUAUCAUUUAGGUGCUGGUGAGAUGGGAGAACAGUAAUGGACUCCCUGAGCCUCUUUAAAACUUACCACUAGCAUCAGUUUUACACAGUCUUGCUAGCUGCACUAAUCGUGCUGCAGAGGCGUAAACACAGUGUCUCAUUAAUUUGCGGCGAAAUUUAAUUAGAUGCUCUCUUGCUGUUUGAAGUGGUCCUUUUAUUCAGCAGCCUCGGGCCAUAGAUGGAGAGGAAACUGUGGAGCAUGUGCAAUCUUAAUUAGCAGUUCCAAUGAGGAGAAGACUUAAGAACGGUACCCUCCUAAAAACUGUCACUAAAAACCAUUUAAGUCUAUUAAAUCAAUACACCUCUAAAUGGAAGGUGUGGACACGUCCUUGCCUCUUAGUAAUUAACUGUUACCUAACUUACAAGCUCUUCAAUGUUAAUGAGAUCAUUCCCGUCUUAACGUCAAACUCACCUUGAAAGAGUCUGGGAGCAGCAGGAAUGUUAGAAUACAGGAAAUUUAUGAUUAAACUGCAUGAAAUUCUCCCUAAAUGCUGCAAUCCAAACUCAGUAUUACAGCAGCUCUUGUAAUAGUCACAAAAAUAUAAGAAUGAUGUAUUUCAAAUUUAUUUCAAACUUGCGUCAGCAGGAGUGCGACAUGAAAGUCUUUCCAUGUAUAUGUGAGUGUGUGACCUCUUUAACAUGUCAGUAUUUACCUGCCAGCUUUGAGAGUUUACACCUCAAAUCUGACUUUUGAUUAAACAGAUUCAACUCUCAGUAUGUGACAUUAGGUAGCAAUGAGAUGCUUACCAGCUACACAGCUUGUAUGUGACACUACAUUAGGGUGACUGUAAUCCCAAAAGAGGACACGACUACGUGGGGGCGGAGUCAUGGAGUCGCACAAAGUUAAUUUUGAGAGUUUUUCAGGUUGGAUUGAGUGUCUUUUACGAGCUUCUAACUCAGUCCACGUGACACAAACUCGAGACUUCCAUACAAAACCCCGGACAUUUGAAGGAUUUUAUAAACUUCCCCUGACAAACCUGGACAGCCCGGUCAGCCCCCACAAUAGAGGACAUGUCCGCGUAAAAGGGGACGUAUGGUCGCCCAACACUACAUCAUAGUCCAAGACGCUCAGUGGAAAAAUAUAUCCUGAGUCCCUGAAUCUCAGUUUUAGGGUUAGUUGUAGGGAUGGCCGAUAUAGGCUAAAAAAUGUAUCACUCUAAGUUUUGCCAUUCUGCCGAUAACGAUAAAAGUUCCGAUAAAAAAUAUUGAAAUUCCUAUCUAUAUUUUUGACUCAUUCUGUCUUGAGGACACCAGUUGGAAUAGUCAAACAAGAUACUUAACUACAAGUUUAAGUGGAAAGUUAUAGAGAAAACUAGUGAAAUGUAAAAACAUCUCUUAUUGCACAGAAUGAGCAGAAUCCCUCAUGUGGAGCCUCGUUCAGUAACAAACUGCUCAGAGACGUCUUCUUCACCAACUUCAGCCAUGUUUGUUUGAUAGUCUUAUCUGUGUUAGCUACGGCUCGCGCUUACAUCAUCAACUUGUAUUUAUCGCGCUUAUCGUGAGAUGGCAAAUAUUUAUCGUGGAGGAAUUUUCUGAUGAUAAAUCUUGAACGAUAAUUCAUCGCCCAUCCUUAGUUAGUUGUUUUGAGUCCAUUCACAUGAUCACAGACUUAUAGAAAAAUUCCGGCCGAGUUAGAAACCCCCCCUUGAGAGAUGAAUGUUGCCGACUGCUUGUUUCUCUAGUUAUACCAACUUUAGUAAUGACCACACAAUAGCAAUACAGAGCGGUCUGAGGAGCCAUAAACAAACCUCAACCAAAACGCCACUCUAUAGCCACAAAUAAUGCUCAGAACAGCACCUAACUUCAUCAACAGGACAUAUAGGGUCACGGCCACCAAACAUCUUUUUAACUUUGACUAAUUUCUUUAGCAAAGAGACCCUAAAUUAAUUUUACGCUGGAGUAUCCCUUAAAUUUCUGACUUUUUCACAUAUUUUUUCGUCAUUCACCAGUCUGGCAUUUCACAACUUUCCUUUUCUCUCCUGUCUUUUUAACAUUUAAUAAGAGAUGUGGACUUUAUUUCUCAAAUUAACCCCCCUUAUUUCUGUCUAAAAAUGUUGAGUCUUGUAAAAGUUUUGAAAAUCUGCUGCAAAGAUAAAACAAAAAUAGUGAGGAAUGAACGUUUUUAAAGAAACACUACAAAGCUGCCUUUGUGUGGUCGUUAACCAGACCCCUCAUUUCUGCUCCUCAGUCGUCAUCAUCCUCAUCAUUACUGCCUCACACGCCACCAAGAAUCUGAACUUGCGACCCUAUUUUGAAAAAGAGAAGCAGUCCUAAUCCUGCAGUUUCAUGUGGCCUUGAAUCGACGUCUCACACUCUGCUAAAGCGCUGGUUGUCUGGUUAUCAUUAAAUUACAGUAAAAAUACAGCGUGUAUGCCCAUGUUAAUGAAACAGAACAAGUGCAGUGACACUGUACCGGAUAAAGAUGCCCUCCAGCUGAGCGGGAUCCAUGAACUUAUUAUGACUCGCGUCCUCGUUAUGUAACGCAACUUACGAGAUUGUUUGACUUAAACAAUUUUAUAGAGUUGCAGAGUUCAAGAGUCCAGGCUGAAUCAUCCAGUAUGAAGUCAUGUUAUUGUGGUGCAGACAGAGGGAGGGUUUUUGUGGUUGAAGCUAAUUCAGUCAUGGCUAUUUUCUGAACAAUAAAGCGAAGAAUAAACCGUGACACAACAUUUCCAACGUUUGUGCUGAGUGUCUGUUAUUAAAAAAGUGGAGCGCAGAUGCUCGACACAAAGACUUUGCUCCGGGGUCCUGAUUGCUGAACCUCUGAAUCACCAUAUAGUUUGAGAUAAAAGGCUGACUACAUGGCCCUGUGUGGCGAAGAUAAACGCCCUUUGUGAGUAAACGCCUGUCCAAUCGAGGUUGACACAGCGGCUGCGAUGACUAAUGUGGUCGGAGGAGCGUGAGCCACAGGUUAAUCUGUGUGUCCUGUGCUCUGUCGCUUGUACAAACUAACAAAGGAGACAUCCAGGGGUCCUAUAUUUGGAAAGAACACUCUGUCUCCAGGUUAUUUCUACUCGAACUUUAUACGAUGGCGGAGAAAGAGGGACUUCAAAAUCAGGCGCUAUCGGGUCGUAUGUGUCAUGACUUUACAGGCCAGGUAGAUAAAAAUGAAGCUCAUGAAACUUCCUCAAACAAGUGAAACACAAACUGACACAAUGGUCUUUUUCUAAGGAGUCAUUUUACGGCGCUGAGGGGAUGGCCUGUGCCAAAGAUGGUCAGACACAUAAAGCUCAGUGUUUCCCCCGAGUGUUUUUGCUUUGGCGUCAUACGGGGGGUGGCGUGAGAUGAGCCAUCGCUGUUAUCGGGGUAAGGAGACAUGCUCAAGUUAUCAUCCACAAGACAAUGUGCCACGUCUGCAUCACCACAUACCAUCUUUUUCAAGAAUGCAGAUAUUUUAAUCGGGGUGCUGAAUGUUCAAAUACAGUUCAGUGCUCCAUGACCACUUUUAUUCUUGUUUUGUUGGCGGCUAACAUGAUGGAAAGGAGCCAGAACCUCGGGUUGUCAAAACCAUCCCGCGCAAGACUUCAAGGGUAUGAGCGUUAAGUGCUCACGACCAGAAUACAGGAAUGAUUUUUUUCUUUGGAUGGUAGGGGAAAGUCCCGCCUCCUUUGCCUCCGAUUGGCUAGAAAAGCUGGAAACGUCAUCACACACUCAAGCCGAACGCAGGCUGUCGGCUCUGUACAUCGAACAGAACAUUGUCGCACUUCUGAAUCUCCUAACCCUAACCAGACAGACGAUGAGGUAUCACAGCCAUAAGGAAUAACCAAUCGAAUCCCAGCACUUCUAGCCAAUCAGAGGCGAAGGAGGACGGGACCUUUCCCUGCCAUCCUACGAAAAAAAAUUUGCACGCUACCCGCGGAAGGCGUGGUAUAUCAGCACGCGUGAGCCCUGCUCCUUACAGAGGAGUGGAGAGAUACAUUUUUCUUGAAAGUUAUGAAACAAUUGCGAGCUUUAGAAUCUGAAAUUUCGCAAAUUUUUAUAGGCUGAUUAGAUAAAAAUGAAAAUUAAACUUAUAUAUAUCUCUAAUUUAAUUUCUGGGUUAGGAUCUCGUUGGCAGGGCGGUCUGUCCAGCCAAAUACACUACAGAGGAAACACUGAAGCUUUACCAUAAAGGGGGUGAAAAUCUCCAUAUAUAUUAACCUGGUAAUAGAUAAAUAGAUUAAAACUGUCAUCCAGGUGUCAGCAGGUUUGUUGAGGUUUGGAAAUAUCAUCACCCCAUUUAACCCUGAAAACUAAAAAACGUAUUAAAAGUGAGAUCAGGCUGCACAAACGCUUCUCUGUGAGAACGACUGAUCCCUUUGGUGUCUGCUGUUUGAGUUUCGCACAGACCGCUGUUCGGACAGACAGAAGCUCCAUAUAAUAAAGGCUCAGGUUGCUUUUAAUGAACCUGGACUGCUGGGGUUGUUAGCUCCUGCGGUGCUUUGUAGCUUUUAUCCUGUUCUGGUUUCGGUGUUGUGGCUUCAUUACUUAAAGGAGCCAAACCAGAGCGGGGUGAGUUUUUUUUGCAGAAGAUAUCCCACUGGCCUUUAGUCUUUGUGCAUGCACAGUGUGUUUUUUCUUUAAGGGCAGGAUUUGUACAUGGGGGUUUGCAGCAGGAGAUGGAUUGCUGGCGUUAAAAGUUGAGUUAUAAUUGGGUAAAUAUUGAAAAUCUUGCGCCUGGGUUGAAUGACACUGACGAGGAGAGCGAUUAAAGAUGUAGUCUGGUGUUUUUUAGUCUGUGCUGAGCAUUGGCCAGAUCUAGAUGGAUCUGACUAUGAUAGAGUUGAAGUGAUGAACCUCAGGGAGAUAAUAAAUAUGAGUCACAUGCUGGUAUGAUCGUAUAACUCUAUAAAUAAAGUAAAACUCUUUCUUUUCGGGGAGUUCAGCUGAAUCUGUCUUGAUAACUGGGAGCAGAAAGCACCUAGCUCUCAUCAUAAGAGGGUGUGCAGACUAAUUGUAAGCUUUGCACUCAAGCGUGACAGCUACUGUCAGCGGAGUGUACAAAAGGUUUAAGGCUGAAAAGAAAGAGGUGAACUAGGUCUGAACUUGUGGAAGAAACACUCAAAGAAAGCCGAUGAUGAAAGAGUCAUCGUUUCGUCUUAGUCUCAUGCCAGUUCAGACGGAUAAAGAAAGGAUCAGGUGGUUUCUUGUUUUUUGACUUCUUGGCGUUGAUUGUAAAUGAAAGUUUAGAUUUUGCAAUUAUUCCCGCUACUGAAUGAGUUCAUCUGCGAGAAGUUGUGUAAAAAUAUCCAAAAUGUGACGUGAAGUUCAGUCCUCGAAGGAAGAAACAACUUCUGAAGUGGUCGAUUCAUGUGUUUGAAACAGGUUUUUAACUUUUAGCUGUUUUGUUUUGCGUCAAAAUAAUAUGAUAUUGCAGCAUUUUUGUGCAGCUAUCUCGUCUUUUCAGAGAAAACAGGAUUCAAGUAUUUCUAUGUUAUUACAUAAAACCAGCGUGACCUACUUUAGCACACACUUGACGGUUUUCAGAAGUCGUAUGUUGUUACGUUGUGUUUUCACUGUGUAAUGGGAUAGCAUCUGUAAUGACAGGGUGUAGCACAAAGGGAUGAAUCAGUCCCCAAAAUAUCUUUAAUUAUAAUUUGAAAACACCCAACUAACUGUGUCAUUCUGUCUUCUGUCAUUCUGCGGUUUAUACAUUGUUAAAAAAAAAGGUCAUUAUAGUGUGAGUGUCUGUAUCACCUCAGAUUCAUUCAGCCCAGCAUCUUUGUUUUACUGCAAAUGUUUAUAAGGUGUUAAUAUCAACAGAGAAUUAAUCUAAAAAAAAAAAAAUGCAUUAAAGGGAUAUUCCAGCGUAAAAUUAAUUUAGGGUCAAACACACGUCACACCGAGUUAGACAGCCAACUGCUUGCUUCUCUAGUUAUACCAACUUUAGUAACGACCACAUGAUAGCAAUACACAGUGGUCUGAGGAGCCAUAAACAAACCUCAACCAAAACACCACUCUAUAGCCACAAAUAAUACUCAGAACAGCACCUAACUUCAUCAACAGUACAUAUAGGGUCACAGCCAUAGUACUAGACACCAAACAUCUUUGUAACUUUGCCUGAUUUCUUUAGCAAAGAGACUAAACACAACUCAUCUACUCUUAUCCAGCAGCCAUUCGUUUGUAGCGAGACCGCAGGUCAAUCCAUUACGGACUACAGCGGGGUGACGCAGCUCAAGGAAGAACAUUUAUGAUCAUUUCUUUAUCAUUUUCUUGAAGUAAUAAUCACCAUAUUUACUAUUUUCCACUGCAGACGCGGUAGUUCUUAUGCCUUAGCGUCUCUGUCUGAUUGUAUUUCCAUGAAGAAAUGAUCAUAAAUGUUCUUCCUUGAGUUGCAUCACCCCACUGUAGUCCGUAAUGGACUGGUCUGAGGUCUCGCUACAAACAAGCGGCUGCUGGAAGAGAGUAGGUUGGUGGUGUUUAGUCUCUUUGAUGAAGAAAUGUUUUGUAGCUAACAGUCGGUAGUAAGCGGUCAGCAACAUUCAUCUCUCAACGGGGUGUCUAACUCGAUGUUACGGUGUGUUUUACCCUAACUCAAUUUUACGCCGGAAUAUCCCUUUAACUUCAAUAAUCCUCCAAAUCAAAAUUUCACUUGAAACCAGUGACUUUUCCCUAAGUAUCAGCUGUACUUUGUGUUUAACACUAAUUAUAAAAUAUUAAGUCUGAAAGCACUGGUGCAUCUGAGGGCAGUUCACAGAGGUGCUACAGCUCUGGCUAGCGGCUACAUCCAAUGUCAACAAGUGUAGAUGAUGGAUAGCAUAGCAUGUCCUAGCGUGGCCGUGUGCAACCACAUACUGGCGCCAACCUGCAAGACAGACCUGGUCUGACUCAUGGGUUUUCUGCUUCAUUUUGGCUCUUUUCUUGGUGUUUUCCAAGAGUCGCAUACACGUCUCUGUUGAAACAUCCAGGAAAUUUGGCGCUUCAAAACAUCCUCACAGACCCCUCUUGUGGGGCUGCAUCUUGUUGCUUGUUAGUGAUCCCAGCCUCACACUGAACUCUGAAUUCACCAGAGCUGGGGUCCGUUUCUCUUUCAUGUUUGAAGCAGAUUGAUGCGUUUCUGGCAGCUGUGCAAACUUCAAGUGAAAUGUUUUCAACUUGCUCCGACACAUCGUUCUAUCAACAGGUCACCUCGGGCCACUUUCACAUCUUUGCAUUUAACUUUUAAGCAACAGCACUUCUAUGGAAAUGAACUACACGUGCUUCUCUAUCUCUUUUACUCUUUUCAUGAAAGCAUACUGUCCAGGCUAACUCUCUCUCUUUCACCUUUAGCCAGUGAAAGAAAGACUCUCUUUCUCAUUUAGAUUGUUUGAAUGAUAGCUGCAUUGCAGAAAAGGACCAUUGUAUCGAUCCACUCAUCUAAUCAAGAGUGCAUCUACUGUACAAUCAGCCCAGGAUGACAUUUGCACAGACGGGAAAUGAUCCUCUUACUCUUGCUUUCUCUGUGCUGCAUUGAUUCAGCAGUAAUCACAUCUACGGCACAGGAGAGGAGGGCGAGACAAAUAUCCGUGGCUGCAGCCUGGAGAGUCCUUGAGGGUCCAUUCAAUGCUUGACAAUUGAUGGCUUCAUUGUAUGUGAAGCAUUGACGGCACCUUUUGAAGAAUGGGAGUUUCGCUUUGCGGCGCAGGCUGGACAGAAUGGCAAAUUGUCAACCUGCGCCGAGCGAAACAACAGGUCACUUUGUUCAUGCGGUGAGAGCUCUCAGCGGUUGCUCAAAAGCCCGCGGUGUCGUCUUACUCUCUGGGAAUUAUCGACUUGCCAAAGUGUCUCCUUCUGCUGAUUUUCUGACAGCCAAUAAUGUUGACUGGGCAGACAGCGGGCUCUGGGAACAUUGCUAACACUCAUCACAGUGGUGUGAUAGCUCAGGUAGGAGGUAGGUUUAGAUUAAAUUCAUGGUAUUGCAGUUGCUGCAGUAACCCAAUCCUAGCGUUGCAAUCCAUUUUGCAAGACUCCAAUAUGUGUGCUUUAAAAUUCAUGUUUCAAUGAAUUUUGAUGAUAAAACCAUACCUUAGAGAAAACACUUUUUUUCCAGGAGAUGUGCCUCACUGGAAAGGGCAAUAAUCUUAUUAUCAUAUAUGUUGGUGUCUUAUAUUCUUGUUUGAGUCAAGAGCGGCUUUAUGUGUUUUCGCUUUGUACGCUUGCAAUACAAGAACUUCUUUAGGAGGGUUGUAUAUCCGGUGAUUGAACCCACAGAGCUCUGAAACUUAUUUUCAGAGUUUUUAUCAUUUGAGUGAUAAAAUCCCAAUAUACCGAGGAUGAAACUACAAAAAUACACCCAGAAACAGACCCCUAUGAAGAGUCGUGCUCGGUAUAAACCAGCUCAAAACCAAAAACCCCAAAUUAACCAUUUCCUCGGUAAGCAGGUGCAGGCUACUGCUGAUGUUAUUGUUUUUUCCCACCUGAUGCACGUGUUGAUUUUGUGCACUGUGCCCACCGGCAUGGUGUAAAUCGCAAAUGAUGUUACACAUGUUCGCGCUCACAGGUGCAAAGGUGGUCCAUUGUAGCUCGAACCGUCAGUGCCUUCGACUGACAGCAAUGUUUGAAGUCUGAGGUCGGUGUGCAGCUGUGCUCCCACUCAUGAUACAUGCCUACUUUUGCUGGUACAGUGAAAUAGAGUUAUCUCGCAUAUUUAAAAAUCAAUUUUUAUUAAAGGUAAACUGAAACUAACUUCCCAUUGGGGCUGCGUGAUUUUGGCCAAAAAAAAAAUCCAGAUUUUUUUUCUCUGAAAACUCAACUUUCGAUUAAAAUUUUUUAUGCAGUGACAACUUCAUCAAACUUCACUUUAAAAAUAGAAAGUUUUUUUUAUCAUCUUUGAAAAACUAAACCGCUAAAAACAAUGUAGUGCAUAUGCCAAGCCAGUGAGUGGCGCUGUACCACUACCCAGGAAAUGCACAAAAGACAGAAGAAGAGUACGGAGCAUGUGCAUAAACGCUGUUUCGGCCGGACAUGUGCAGGCGCCAUAAAAGAGUUUCGCUGUGUGUCACAUAAUCGUUUCCAGAGAUGCAGAUAGACAUCCACACGGAGAUGAAAUGGUCGUCGUUUACGGAUUUAUGACCCAUUUUCAAAAAGUAUAAUUUACAAUCACCCAAAAUGUCAUGUUUCCAUGUGGAUGACAAACGACUUUUCCGUUUACACCUAAUUUAGUUUUUCGUGUGGAUGGGUUGAUACUGCCUUCAGACAGACGUUGCAGCGUGGAGUGGUUUACUCUUCAUCUGAAACUGCGAAGGUGUACUGAUUCAACAUGACUGACUCGCUCUCGCCCCUUUUAGCCACGAAAUUAUCGCCUUCUUUUGCAAACGCCAUGUUUGUUUACACUGGUAAAAGAAGGAAAAUCGAUUUGACUAUUUAAAUUUUUUUAACAUCGUCUGAAUCAAAUAAUCCGAUUAGAAUUUAAAAUUAAGUAAUCAUGCAGCCCUUCUUCCCAUAAAAGCAGUGACUGUCAAAACAAGAGUGAUGGAGAACACUUUCACUUUUUAGAAACUUUCCUCUCAAGACAACCUCUUUCUGUUUCACUUCAUACCAGCUGGACUAAAGUAAUUCAGCUGCAGCACAACAAGUUCAUUUGCUUACACUUUGCUGUCUGCGCUGCACGGUUUGCACGCUGUCAACUGCUAAUCCCUAAACCCUUGAGUAGAAACAGAGGGCACAGCCGCUCGAGCAGCUCCUGAUGGCCCAAUGGAUCAUGGAGGUGAGCCACCUGCAGUAGUAUAAGCUUAAGUGGGGGCUCAGAUAGUGACAUUUUCUUGGCGUCUAUUGUUGAAAGGAUUUAGACCCAGCAAUUAAAAUUUAUAAGGGGCUUUGUGUGAAUUAAGGCUUACAACUUUAAAGAUCUGGGACAGGGAAAUCAUUCGGGCACAGAAACCUGAAGCAGAAGCCAGUUUAUAGUGAAAUACUCCAUUUUAUUCACACGCAGAUAUUACUGGGAGACUUCAUAGUCCUCGUAAGAAACCUGAAGUAAAACAAUUCAGUAACUUGUCAAAGAUUUUACCGCCCGUGUGUUCAAAGUCGCUGUUAAAAGUCUGUCAGCCCGGCGGGCGAGGGACAGAAUCCCAGUGUGGCGUUUUCUCUCUCAUGUUUCAUCUCCUUCUCACAGCUCUCCCUCUCGCUCGCUCUCUCUCGUGUCAUUUAAGAUAGUUCUGCUUUUGUGGCACCAGCUUUAGGAUUUUACAUUUUACUGGCCUACAUUCCUCAAUGUGUCACUAAUUAUAUGAACCCAUCUGUGCAGAGAGAGCACAUUUCUUUCAGUUUGAUCUCCGUCUUUGAGAUACGUUCGCUCCAUCACUUUAACUCGCAAACAAGCAGCUGCUCGCGAUUGUUUCCGUCGUGUGCGCGCGGAUUGGAAUUAUGUAGUCAGAUUUCCAACAUCGGUAUUUCCUUAAUUAAAAUCACACUCGCUCAGAGCUUUUCUUACUCUGCAGGCAGCUGCUGAAAAUUUAAUGUAAUCUCAUUGCGCUGCAAAGUGAAAGCCUUUGUUUUUUCCCCACUCAUGGACAUGUUCUAUUACUGGUUUGAACACCUCCAUUCUUGUGAAUCAUUGCAUUGUUAUUGCGAGUGACAUGAUGAAUAAUUCAAUGAGUGCUUUGUAAUUGGGAUCUUCCCAAAUUGGCAGAUGGCGCCUUGGUACUUUCUCCCCCUUCAGGCUUGUGCGACUUAUGGCAAACUUAUGCCCACAUCAUUGCUCGCCAUAUGCUCCUUAUGAGCUGACAAAUCUCCAUGUUUGUCAAAUUAAAGGACCAGACUUCGCAUGACUACAGGUGCAUGCUUGAUUUCCCGCUAAGGUUGGCUGGUUUGAGGACGCAGCCAGGAAACACACUUUGUCCGAUCGAUUGUCUGAGAAGCAGUCGAGACAAACUCUAAUUGGCACUGAGCGGGAUUGUUCGGUUCACCAGCGAGCGGACUUUGCAAAUGUCAGAGCCCGGAUUUGGCAGAUUCACUGAAGCGUGAGGGAUUUCAGGUUCCCACUGUUGUUUUCUUAUCCAGACCGGGUGGGAAACAGGUAGGGGCUCAACUUAGAUAUUGCAUGGAAAAGAUAACGCCGUCAUAAAGGGAGAGAGAGUCGAUUUCCUUCACUGAGCAGACAAAAAAAAAGGUUGGUUGAUAAAAGCAGUACGCAAGUUUGCCGAAGCAAAGACAAGGCCGACUCAAAGUUUGAUUUCUUUUUGUUCAUAAAUCCAGACUCUCCUGUUUGAAGAACCGAAAUGAGAAAACCUUUCGAGGUUGGGAAAAGCGAGCCGAGAUGAAUGUUUAAUCUAUCCCAGCAGAGACAAAUAGGUCUACAAAAGCUAUCGAGUUGUGGAGCCACAAUUAACUUGCUCGACGCAUCGCUCCACCCUCGCCACCUGCCAUACAAACAUGCAGGAUGUGAUUAAAAAUGCAUCGGUCUCACAAGCCUUUUAUAUAAUUAAGAUGGUCUCUCUGCAGAGCUGCAAAGGGAGGAGGCGAUUGUCUUAGCAGCGAUAGAUAAAGCACAUUGAAUAACGGCGUGAGCGGAGAAGGUGAAGGCUAAUUUCGUGCUGCAUGUUUGAGAUUGUCAUUUAUGCAGAUUUUUUUCUCUUGGGCAUCUCGAGCAGCAAUCCAAACACCAAUCCUUGACUUAGUUUGUGUCAUGCUCCAUCUACUGAGCCGUACAGGACCAGGCCUGCCCAAAUGGAUGCACGUUCACUGCUCCCCGAGUCCUCAGGGUAGCCCUCAGUCUGUUUCCCUGGCCACACAAUGUGAGCUCUCAAAGCUCGUAUUGUUAUUAAAAAUGGCAACAGAUUUCUCCCAGCGGCACGGUUUGUCCGUGAUUCAGGAGGAUCACUUUGAUCUGCUGGAGAAAGUGCUUUGGAGAGUGCUCGAAGCUCACUUUGAUCUCCAUCCUAAAGCGCUAUAGGAAGUUCUGUGUGUGUGUAAUAUCGCCGCAGGAAUGAGGUCGUCUCUCUAUAUGAGCUUAAAGGCCAGAGUCUCUUUUCUUAAUGAGCUGUCUUUAGGCUGUUCUGCACAAUCAGAGCUAUACUACCUUUGUAUUAUUCCCCAUUUUUAAGGCAGUUUCAUCCUCCGCUGUUAAGUGGUCAGAUAACCGUGUUUGUCUGGGAUUUAGUACAUUUACACUGGUUGUCCCAAGUCCUAAUAAAUACACAUUAACACUGAAAAGUCCUGUUUUUUUUAGUAAACACAUCAGAAUUGGCUGGUUCCACAAAAUCAAAAUCACUACUUGGAUUUUGUUGCCUUAGCCUCAAACUGGCCUGAACGUUGUGUACAUGGUCCACAGUAGGGCUGAGCGAUAUGGCCUCAAAUCAAUAUCAGGAUAUAUUGAUCAGUUCACCUCGAUAACGAUAAAUGGAUGAUAACUACUCCACAAGUUGCUCACCCCCUCCCACAUCAACUUCGUCAACUUUUGAACUGUCCUCCAUCUCCUCACCUGUCUUUCCCUCUUUGUUACAGACUGGAUAGGGUGGAGUCAUGUCUCUGACAGAGGACAUGAGACCAUAGCCAACCUUCACACAUCGAAAAACAACUUUUAUUUACUUUUUUUUUUUUUGACACAUGGGAAAAAUGAAGUCCAUUAUUGUCGUAAAUUCUGGUAUUGUUAAAUUUUCCAUUUAUCACCCAGCCCUAGUCCACAGUCCACACACUGGACUCUAACCAAACUGCAUAAAUGUGAAUAAAAUCUCAAUUGAAGUGGAAGGAAAGUAAUAAGACAAAGCUGUUGUAGAUUACAAAUAAAAGGUACAGACAUGUAUGAUCUUGUGUAUUUCCAUCUGUUGACCUACAACAAGUUUGCCUCUGGAUAACACAUUUUUGAUUGUUUGGGUAUGUGAUGCAGAAGGCCUUUGAAAGACGGUCCAGUGACGACUACCUUGAGGACGCAUAUUUCCGCCUUACACAGCUGCAGUAGACAUACUUUAGUCAAGACAUCUUUCUUUUCUGAAAGAAGCAGAAGGGACUCCUGUUUAUAACUUAAGUGUUCAGGAAGUCCUUGGGAUAAUCACAGUCUUCUUUUUUUUCUGAUAGGAGCUACUGUUCCUUGUCAGAAUAAUUCCAAUUGUGAGACCAGAGCUGAGGUUUAUUCUGGAUGUUAUGGCUGCCUCAGCCUCUAUCGUCGUGGCAACCUGUGAGCCUCAGGCCAGGCCCACAGCUGAAACCAAUUCACUAAUCAGGGACUGCUCUGACAUCACUGCAUCGUUGAAUUACUUUUAGAGCAACUUGAUUACUGAUUUAACGCUGACUCUUACCAGCUUGGCAAACUUUCACCAAGAGAUUAAAUUUAAACUUUAAAAUGUAGACACAGGACUUGUCUGUUGGUGUAUUAAUCCAGGUAUUGAUAGAUGUUGUAGUUUUUGAUCACUCACUUAAAGUUACCAUAUUCGGACUUCCAAAAAAGAGGACACGUCUAUGCGGGGCGGAGUCCUGCAGUCGCACAAAGUUAAUUUUGAGAGUUUUUCAGGUUGGAUCGAGUUUCUUUUAUGCACUUCUUACUUAGUAAGUCCACGUGACACAAAAUCAAAACUUACGUACAAAACCACAGACAUUUGAGGGAUUUUAUAAACUUCCCCGGGCCAGACAAAGCCGGACAGCCCCCCAAAAAGAGGACAUGUCCGGGUAAAAGACGACAUACGGUCAGCCUAACUCACUGAUCAUUUUUGGAUUUUUUAAAGUUUUAUUUCUUGUAUAAAUACAUACUUCAAAAAGGAAUGAUUAUUGUAGGUGUGCUCCUUAUUUAUUAUAUCACAAUGCUGGUAGUUAUAAAUCCAGCACCAAAAAGUUGAGUUCACUGAGUCUAUCUUGCUAAAAGAUUCACUAAAAUAACUGUCCUGCAUAUGCAUUAAAAAUUCAUUCAUGGAUGCAGACAUGAACAUGCAGUAACUUAGUGUUUCCAGUAGUAACUUCGGCCUCUCCAACUCUUUCUAUAUUGGUGCAAAGUGGCACACUGAGCUGUUUCUGGCCCAUCACUUUGUUAACAGUAAAUAUACUUCUGCCCACCUGUGCAUCUAUGAAUGCAGCGGUUUGUAUAAUUGAUGAGACCGAGGGCAUCGAGGGCGAAAUCCUAUCUUGAGGUAUCAGGGAGAAUAGCUUAACACAACUGUGCAGUAUUUAGUCGAUGUUGAAUUUUUGGCGCUGCAGCUUGUUUUCCCACACACCAUCAUACAUUAGCGCAUUUUCUGAUAUGCAUUUGAACAGAUGGGGAGAUUUUAUUUCAACCGUCCCCCCCAAAGAUCGUUUUACUGAUUUGGCCAUUGUGAAGCCGCUCUUUGAAUGCCAGAAAACAACACGCUACCCGCUACCUCUCUCCUCGCCCAUUUCACCUCGGGGAGAUUCCUACUCAGGCAGAACACGGAGCAAAACUUCAGCUAAAGAUCAACACCACGAGAGGAAGAAAUGAAGUGUGAUGUGCAUUCAGCUUUUCCAGCCACACACUCAUUCUCCUGUCCAGUCUCAGUCAUGGGGGCAAAGAUAGAUUGGAGGAACUUCCCCUGACAGCUCGCCGACCUCUAACUUGACAUACAGAGACACAGUGUUGGGACAAUUUGACAGGUGACAGUGUCCGCUGUGGUCACAAGGUAAGGAAACUUCUUGAGGUUCAGUUUUUCCUUCAUUGGAUCUUAAACCAGUGAGUAAAUCAACAUGACGUCCACUUUUGUACACACAGUAGGGGAAUAAAUAGAAGGAAAGUAGUGAGCCCAGCAACAUGAAGCCUAUAAAUAACCUUCAUUCAGCUCUAUUUUAGAUCAAGGUCACUCAGCAGCACUGGAGUUUUUAUGGUUUCUUAAUUAAAAGUUGAGAGCACAAAAAUGCCAAGUCCUUGAAAUUAAUGAAAGCCCUGUCUCUUUAACCAAUCAGUGAACAAACAAACAAAUAGAAAUGUGGGCCUCCUCUCUCUGCCGGUAAAAAUAGACUCAUACCUUUUGAAUUCUUUGCAAAAAUAAGGCGGAUGAAAAGCUGUUUCAAGUGGUGCACACACAACAACUGCACACCGGAGCGUAAAAAUACAUAUAAUCAGGGUGGCCUGAUUUGCUCUGCUGUAAAUCUGAGGACAGGCUGUGACUCAUUCUCAGCCCUUUGUCCGCUGCCUUCAGGGCAGGGCGCUAAUAAACACCAACAGCUUUUCAUACAUUUCAGGCUCAACAACAGCGGUAUGGAUCAUGAACUUUUUGAAUUACGGCACAUUUAUAAUACUGUGACUAAGUUUAGAAAUCCAACAGAGUACCUUUAUUAGAUCUGUCUUGAAAGAACUAUUUAGGGAAGUGUCUAACUGAAUAAAGUCCACGAGUGUUUGCCAUGAAUAAAUAAAUGAACUCAACUAUUAACAUAAGAUGGACCAUAUGACAGCUCUCCAUGAGUGAUAUCAAAACAGUUAGAGCUCCCCCUGGUGGCAGACUGCAGAACAGAACUGACAAAUAACUAUAUUAUAAAGUAGAAUCUGUUCUGCAUGCUAAAUAAGGCUGAAACAAUUCCUCGAGUACCUCAAUAACAAAAUAUGAUCGAGGAAUUUUCUCUGCCUCAAGGACUCGUUUAUAAGCACAAAUCGUCACCAUUAGCAGAAACAGGUAACAUCGGAGCUAUAUAAGCUCUCGGACACUACUGUCUUUAGGGACAUGAUGAAAGUUAAUAUCAUAAUUAGCUUUCUUAUGAGCAUUGCACCCCGCUAACGCACAGGCUUGUUUCGUGAUAAUUGCACUUUAACAAAAGAAAAAUUGAUUAGUCCGAUAACUGGAUGGACUAUUUGGUAGAAUGCUUGAUUACUAAAUUUUCUACUACUUGUUACAUGCUGUGUCCUUUUGUAUGCAAGCUGUUGUGUUGGCAAUUUAGCAGUGGAAAAAAAAGGAAGUUUUGUCCGACAAAAAUAAUUCCUGAGAGUAAAAGUUCAAUCGUUCACCAGGCGUUGGUGUAUGUGGUCCCUUGUUCGCCGGCUGCUGGCCUGGCAGUGCUGUUUCUCACUUCAGCUCAACUGAAGUGAUUCGUUUCAGUAUAUUCACUUAAAAGAUUUGGUUCUUUUGAACGAAUCGUUCUCUAACGACACAACACUAUGACAUUGCAUUGCACAGAUUUUCACUAUUUAAAACCUCUUUAAAAAAUUAGGAGCUUUGACUUAAUUUUAUGAUAAUGCUUAAUGAAUUAAAUUGAAUUAGAUUAAAUAUAAAACUGACAUUGACUCAUUGAACCUGUUGCGUGUACAGCCUCUCUCUCUCUCGUCUACACACAGAGAGUUCGCUGUCAGAUUUGAACAAAUUAGCUCUGUACAGAGGUAGUCUGUUGCACCUGUUGAAUAUGAUGAAGCAGCUCUUUUAUUCUCGCUCCUCUUCUGUUGUUGAGUGUUUUAUUAUAUCUUCUUCUUUUCUUUUUUCUUUGAAGUGGUCAGCAUUUUUUUGUGCCAACACCCUCUGCUUCUGUCUCAGUUUCCUUCCCAAUUACACACCGAUGGAAACCUUGAAAAGCACACCCUUAAAAAGUAAAGAAAAAUCUCCUCCUGCAGAGAGUAGAGUCAUAAAGUUCAGUCUGCGGAUGACAAGAGCACCCUGAGCUGUCAGACUUUGGCAUUUCUGUGUUCUUUCCCUCUCUUUCUGUCUGAAUCUGUCUCACUUCCCCCUGCUGUUAUAUUAGAACAUCAUGCUUAACUGUCAUCCUGAUAACACUGUGAGCUCUUUCAUGUUUUUUUUUUCCUCCUCACACUUCAAUUUAUGGGUUGUUUUUUGUGGCUCACUGAUCCUCGGCUGCUGAACAUUUAGUGCUUGAUUCCCUUUUGCUAAAAUACCUAGAAAUGGAGCUGCAGGAUUAUCCUCUGGUGCACUAAACAAGCCAGGACCGGGCCUCAGUCUGACUCAACCUGCCCAUCUCGGGAAUUACCGAGCUGCUUGGCACGGCGCUCAUGUUGAGCAACUCAGAUCUUUAUCCAAAAUGUGUGAGUGUGUGUGCAAACCUUGGCGUAGCUGAGCCUGUCAGCGAUACUCUGAUUUUAGGUGCGUCACAUUUCCAUUGGCAGCUGCUCGCCUGUUUCUCCAUUCAGCGAGAGCUCGUAUUUUAAGGAGCUGGCUGAUUUGUUGGUCGCCUUCCAAGGCGGUUUCUGAUGCAUUGUGCGAGUGGGACUAAAUUUAUUUACCGUCUGUUCGACAACACAGAGGAUUUCAUUGUUAGAUGUGUAGCUUUGGAUAGAUUUGUCACAGGAUGGUGGUUUGAUUUCAGAAUUAUUACCUGAUUUAUUUUUUUUACCAAAUAGAAUAAUCUCUGCUUUGCAAACCUCGACACUCAUGGAUGAAAUUUUGAUUUCAAAGGUGGACGGGGGGACAUGUGACUUGAGUACUGAUGUGACACGUGGAUUUAAACGCCAAUGUUCAGCUCAGGUUUCUUUAUUUAUUCCAAAAUUAAGUUCCCACCUUUACAUAUAUCCUAGCAAACAGCACAUCUCACACACACAGUAACAGAUGAGGCAAUAAGGCCAACGGGUGGAUGGAAGUACAAACCCGAUACAGGGAUGUAAAUGAAACCUCCGAUGAACGAGACGUUACAGAGGGAAAAUGAACGCCACCCACCUGUAAACUUACAUCUGUGAAUGGGUGAAUAGCGAUGUUCACGGACUGACUCUUAUGAGUAACUUGCAAAACACGACUGACAGCAGAGAUAGCCAAUCACACACAAAAAGUAGCCCUGCAGCAGAGCUAAUCAAGGACCUUAUGGGCGGUCCAAACCGAGGGAAACCAGUUUUUGGCUUGAGCGGCCAUUUGGUUCUACUGCUUGACAUCUAUCGGUUUGCCAAAGUGUAAAGUAAAAUUGUUUUCAGACCAUUAAAACUACAGGGCUUCUGAAAAAGUCCCCCCACCAAUCAUGUCUGUGUCUACACAUGUAAAGGGUGAAGUUCGUGCUCUGUUUCCUGUCUGCCUCAUCAUUGCCUCCUGUAUUUGGUCGACAUUUCUUUCAAAUCCUCAGGCCGUCUUCCUAACCCGUGCAGGGCAUGUGUCAUUGUUAUUUUCCACUCAAUUUCAUCAUCCGGUGUCCACAAUGGAUGGAUAGCAGAGGAAGUUCAGCCCACGCUGGUUUUGAAAUGAGGUGUGGUCAAGCGCAAUGGUGGUAUGUUGCUAUCUUGAGGAUCUAAAGAUUGACCAAGAGUACCUCACACAGUAGACACAGCUGAGCUCUGUCGGCACGUGCGCAGCUCUCUGCAUGGAUCUCAGCUGGAAAAUAAGGCGGUCUCACCAGCGAAAGUUGUUCGAUUUUUCAUGUUUUUUCACAAAGUUUUACAGAACAACAUCCACAGACUUUGAAAGUUUGAUAUUUCAACUUGCAGUUUAGGAUCAAUAGUUUUGAUUCACCAGUUUACCAGCUCUUUGACUGUAGAAUGAUGUGAGAUAUUGCAGAGUUAUGUUUUUAACAUUUUGUAGAUCACAAAAAAAAAUCACAAACUAUCACCAUCAAAAGGCUUUUUUUUCAACAUUCAUACAAAAGUUAGAAACUAUUUUUCAUUUUAUUCUCUGCAGUUUGAACUUUUAUCUCUAAAACUCUAUUUGCUGUGUGAGUUUGUGAAAUGACACAAAGAAGAACAACUUUAGCUGAUAAGAAUGCUUUAGUUUCUUUUAACAGCAGAGAUCCAGAAUCCAACUGUGCUGUCUGCAGGUCCUUCCAAACGAACUCAGACCUGGUCUAAAGUCAGUGCAGUUUUUCUACUAUUUAGAGAGCACAUUACAGAGAUACUAAAAUGGUUACAAAACUGAGCGCUAAUUACGACAAAAGGCUUAAAGGUGCCAGUAUUCUCCCUGGUUUUCAUAGUACAGUAUAGGACUGAUCUCGGGAUGCCAGAAGACGAGGGCACCCUAAUGGCUGUCUCUUCAUACACCUGUUUGGCCUCAGCGGAGAACUCCUGACCAAGACCAUCACCAGCCUCUGCCUUCUCUCAAACACAUGUUGACAUGAAAUCAUAGAGUGAACUGUGAGUGUUUUCUGUGCUUUCAAAGGAACUAUGUAAGUAGAUCCUGCUCCAGAUAAACAACAGACUUAAUCCAACCUCUUUGCACCCUGUGCCCCACUUGGUGCCCAGACACGGCUGAGUUUACUUGGUUUCUGUGAGCUUUACAUCUGUUAAAUAAGACACCUGGACUCCUCUGUUCUUACUUCCUGUCUCCUUUCCUUUCCUUUCCUUGCCCUUCCUUUCCUUUACAUUACUUUCCUUUCCUUGCCCUUCCUUUGCUUUCCAGUCCUACCUUUCCAUUCCAUUCAACUCCAUUCCUUUCGUUUCCUUUCCUUUUAAUUCCAAUCCAAUUCAUUCCUUUCCAUUCUAUUCCAUUCCUUUCCUUCUAAUUUCCUUUUCUUUUCUUUUCAUUUCAUUCCUUUCCUUUCCUUUCCAUUUUUGUCCCUUCCCGUCUAGUAUAACAAAAACUUUUCCCACAGUGUCAACUGGCAGAGGCUGAAUAUGCCACUAUGACAAUAGCACAUGAUCCGGUUGCCCUUGGCAACACUCUGCUGUUCAGAAAUAACUCACUGUACCAUCUUGAUAAUGAUCAACUGGAAUCACAGGAGGGCAGUAAACCAGUAAAAUAAUCAUCCCAUUUUUGUCUUCAGUGUCUUGGUCAAAGGUCCUUUGCACAAGCUUGGGUUGAUUUUAAACUGACGGGAAUAGAGUCUUUUUAAAAGGACUUUAAUUUAUGUCUCUUUCUGAAACAUUCAUCUUUAAAAAGAUUCACUCUGUGCAGACAAGCUGUGUCUCCACAGGCACACACAUAUUUACUUGUGCCUGGGUUUAUUCAACACAGACCAUUUCUGGUUUCCUAGCAGAGAAAAAUGCUUUCACUUUGCUCUGUCAUUGUGUCUUCUGGAUCGCCUCACAAUGCCUCUGUCAAAUAUUGGACUCUUGUAAUUUCUGUCCCAGUCAAGACGAGCAGAAAUCAAUGAGGAGGACAGUUUUCCCUUUUCCCUCGGUUGGCUGGAUUCUUACUAACUGAACAGAGGUAUUUAUCAGAUUUGCAUGAGGGCAGUCAACAUGUCUGUACUUUCCAUCCCCAUAAAGGAUGGAUCUGUUUGUUGCCAUGGUAGCUUGAGACUUCCAAAGACAAAGAAAAGAGCGAACCAUCUCAACAUGUCAAUAUUUCUCUGUAAACUUUGCUCAGCAAGCUUUAGCAAUGAGGGAUGUUUGGAGAGUCGGGCCGUAGUCGGAGGCUGAGAUUGCCUGUGUUGCUCAGUAAUUUCUCCCCCCCUGCAAGACAACCCAAUCUUCUGCUGCUUAUCAGACACGACAGGAAGAACAUAAAUAAAAAUACCACAAGUCUGCAGGGACGACCCGCUGCCCUCAACCAGACACCCCCAUGCAGUAGCGGCCCCGCAGACCGGCUGGAGGGAGGGAGAUUGGGACCGUUUGAUCGGUGUCCCCAAUCCCCGGCAAUAAGAGGAGGGCAGGUGGAGGUAAUGCUGAGCUGUUGCCCUUAUUACCUCAAACUGGCACAGGGACUGUUUGUUGACUGCUGGGCUGAUACAAGAGGGCAGAGUGGUUCCCAUCAGAGAGUGUGCUCUUGGAGAACUUUGAACCUCUCUGUAUUUGUACUACAGGAACUCACUAUUUGUUUUACAAGCAGAAAAAGACGAAUUAAAGAAUGAUUAAACCACCUGUUAGCAAGUAAUAAAGAAUCUACUUAUCAGAAAUGAAGUAUUUCUUACAGUCUAAGAGCAGAAAAAUGCUACAGUAGUUAAUAACUGUAGGAGUAGGACUCCAGCACUAGCGGCUUAAUAAUAAUAUAUCAUAAUAGUAAAAUAAGCCUGUCAGAAGUUUUAAAUUUGCUUUCGCAUGAAAAAUAAACUCCUAAAGCAAACAGAGCGACAAAUUCACACUAGAUUUCUGCAGCAGUAUAUGUAUGGUGAGGUAAAAAAAAACAAAGCAAAGCCAAAAGAGUAAAUGUUAUACUUAAAACAGUGUACAAUGGCUACAAUUUGAGAAACAAGCUGAAACUGAUAAUGAUACCUUUUUAUGACUCUCAAAAAGCAAAGGAGCCCAUUAUUAACAGCUUCUCGGUUAUUUCUUAUAUCUGAGACCGCUGUAAGGAAAUGAACUUUGUUGUACUUUUUAUAACAAAUAGUCACAUUUCAGCAUUAAAGACAGCAGGGUAAGUCUCUUUUUCUGAAAACACUACAGUCUAAGGUAUAGGAGGUAACAGAAACCAAAAGUUCCUUACUUAAAGGGAAAGAAAAAAGAUGAGAUUUUGAGAAUAAAGUUGCUAUGUUAUAAGGAUUAAGUCACGAUGUUACAAGAAAAUAAGUUGCUAACGAUUAGCAUGUCUGUUACAGGGGGUGCAUCUGAUACAGUAAUAGCCUGUAAGUAACUGGUCCCCAGUAGGGGGCAGUAAUGGCCCUCUGAGGGACGAUGAAACAUAAACUGACAUAAAUCCAAAAGAAAUGUUACAGCUGGUAUGUCUUUGGGUUUUCUGAUUAAAAAUGUCUAACCGUUCCUUUUUACUGUUUUUAUUCAGUUCCAAAAUAACAGAUAUACUAUAAGUACUGCAUAAGCACAGUUUGACCAUGCAGCAAGUUAAGAUAUUGCCUUUAAUAUCAGGAUAACAUCUUUAUUGGGAUGUUCUUUGGCCACAAUGAUUGUGAGGGGGAUAUUAAAUCUGAAACAGAUCCUGAUACCAUCAUUAUAUUUAAUUUUCUAAGCUGAUUGUUUAUUAUUUAUACAAUCAGCCAAAAAAGCUCAUUUGAAACUGCAUUUAAUUACAGAUAGAGUUAUCCGUAUCUACCUCUGGAGGCGUAAACUGAAGUAUUAAUAAGUGAGUACUGUGCAAGUUUAUCUACAGUAAAUGUAAACACUGUAAAAAAGCAUGUAUUCAAUGUAGUCAAUUUAACAAGAUGUUUAAUGUUAAGUAACUGGUCCCCAGUAGGGGGCAGUAAUGGUUUUAAACGCUGCCAGAAAAUGGAGGGAAGAUGAGGAAGAAGCAGACAGAGUGGGACAGCACAGUGAGUUUGUAUCUGAGUGUCUGUGUGUGCAGAUCCCCUGCUGUGUGUUAACGAGCAAAUAACUUUUGCAGUUCCCAACAUCGUAAUGCGAUGUGUAAUCACACACUGCAGACACCGAUACAACUCCGUCUUGGGGUGUAGUGUGUAGCAGUGAAUAUAAGAAGCUAUAGUUGAUUUCUAUAACAAUGCACACAAGAUAUAGAAAACACAUCAGCCUGCGAUGUGAGAUGAGGUGACAGAUAAUCACCAGAGACAGCUGGCAUCAUCCUCUGGGGACCAUGAGUGUCAGCACUUGUGUUAUUUGUCAGUAUGAAGUGCAGUAUUUGACAGCUUGAUUGACAGGUCAACUUUGCAUUUCACAGUGUGAGCGUGGCAGCACUCCAACCAGGUUCAAAGUCACUUUACAGCUCAUUUACUACAUCUCCCUCUUAUGCACCUUGUGACACCGCUCCUCACUUCAGCAAAAAGUAAAACUUCAGAAACAUUUAAGUAUCAGAGAGACUCACACUUAUUAAAUAUUUACACACAGCAUGCAGAGAGGCAUUUUUAAACACAGUCACUCAAGCUUUGGCCAUCCAAAUCCCCGUGGAAAGAGAUCCCUCAUUUCUCAGUGGGUUUUUGAAGUAACUGCACUGCUUCAGGCGGGCACAACAGAGACCUGACCUAAAAACAGCGGGGACGAGGGCAGAGGAAGCCAUUUCCCAGCAGCACACUGCGACAGUGAUUUAACACAGGCAACAUCAGAGAGAGAGAGAGAGAGAGGAGCUCCAAAAAAAAGUGUUGUGUCACCUCGUCUCUGGACAAGCUCCUGCGACUAAAAUGACAAAAGGCGUCUCGAUGUGAAGCCAAUGCAUCGUCCACAGCUGUAUCUGUUUCCGCUAAUGGAGAACGACGGGAGCGCUGUCCUUGUCCCGCAGAAAAAUCAUCAAAGCUGCGAAUGUUUCACACUUUUAUCCACGUGGGAAUGAUUGUUGUGCAUCCAGAGUUAUAAAUUGUUGAAUUUUCUCCUGGCAAGGUUGAUUGUGAAACCGUAGCCAGACUGAGCGCAUUAAUUAUCGUUAAAGUGAGUGCUUUUUAUGAUGCUUUAAUUCAAGGUUUACACUGAUAAUAGCUGACUUGACUGCAGAGCUGCCACAUGUGCCAAAUUGACGCCACAGAGUGUAAUAUUUCUGAAGCUUGAGGCCGCCGACCGAGCUAAUGCAUCUGAAGAGUUUGGGAGUGAAAGAGUUGGCAGUAUACUACUUUAUCUGCUGCAGUUCAAACUCUCGCCGUGGUGCUGCAUUCUGGGAGUUUUCCCCCGCUUUCAAUCACUCUUCUUCUACCAGCUGUUACCCGCCUGCAUCUGCUUUUUUGUACUUUGGGGAUUUGGGAGCUCCCUGUUGGUGCCUUAUGCUCGAUGCAGGUACAUAAAGAACACACCUGUAGGCUAAAAACAGAGGAUAUAUACAGUUUAAAGUUUAAAAAAUUGAGAAAGUAUAGGGCUUUCCUAGCUUUCAGAUAUUCCAUAUUUUGUGCUUUUUCAUCUGAAGGUUCAGUAAGGUCAGAAAGUUCCUCAAGCUUUGCAGCAAACAAAUCCUCCUCACUGUCUUCUCUGCAGCACAGUAUCUCAAAACAGUGGGCUGUCAAACAGUCGCUCAAGUCUUAUGGAAAUUACUCCGCCACGCAACUUCACCUUAUCUCAAAGCCUGGGGUUAGGGUUUGAUGCUGCGACCUAAUUUCCCCUCUCUCUCAAAAUCCUUUUCAACAAACGCCAGAAGAAGCCAAGCGCUAAAACCUGUCUCUUUUUUUCCCUCCGACCUCCACAGAUGGAGCGCCACCCGAGCCCCCCAUCUUCAACGAGCUGUGCGCCCAGAAGGAAGAUCCGGGGCCCUGCAAGGCCAUCAAGGAGAGAUACUUCUUCAAUACUGAGACGGGGAACUGCGAGCGGUUCGAGUACGGAGGCUGCGCGGGGAACGACAACAAUUUCCACACGCUGGAAGCUUGCGAGGAGACGUGUGUCGUCUCAGGUGAGCGUGAUCCUCCGUCUGACAACUUUAAAAACACGUUUCGAGGAAUUCAACUUGACACCUCCACUUGAAGUAAACAGAAAAAGAGAGGAAAGUGAUUUUUAUGUCUUGAAAAACAGCUCAGGACAAAGAUACAUUACCACUUUACAUUGUUUUGUUGUUGCUAGCGAAUGAUAGGUUUUGUUUCCAAGGACUGCUGUUCCUCAUUAGACUUUAUUGCCACCUUGGGCAUAAAAUCCUAUUACAAAGUCAUUCUGUUGUUAUGCAGCUAAAAUGGAACAUCGCCAACACAUUAAUUCUCAACUGUGUUCCUUCAGGCGUCUACUUAAUGGAAAAAUAUGGCACUUUUAAGGGAGGAGGCCACUGUGGUGUUGUUUGUUGGCUUCACAUACUAAACUGGUGAUAGAGUGAAGUUGUUAAACAGUUGAUGAUGAUGAUGAUGAUGAAAAACAAUUUCCAAACUCUUUGAUUUUUCUGAUUCUCGCGUCUUUUGUCUGAAAAUUUAAAAUCGUCUAAAACUGACCGUGUUGCCUAAUCCGAAUUUUAAAGCGAGCUCAUAACAGAUUCAGGCGCUUUAAGCCCUGAGGCGGAGGUCAGCGAGGGGGAAGCUACUUUGAUAUCUGGAUUUUUUUUUCCGAACUACCAAAAACUUUAUACUGAAAAAAAUCUGAACCAAAGUGAAGCAGCCAGAGGGAGAAUAACAGUUUGGUAAACUUUUUCUUCUCUCUGUAAGAAGUAUGAACUUUUUAAUGAAGAAUAAUAAAUCAGGGGAGAAAGAAUCUAUCCAGACUUUUAAAUUAUGUCAGAAAAUCGGAGGUUUUGUCCUCGAUAUUUUACUCAGGGGUUGUUUUUUUUUGUUAUGGUUUGGCAGGAGUGUGUCCAGAGGGGUAGUCAGGGGAGGCACUGCCCUGUGCAAGACUAUUAAAAACACUUCUUUGGGAUGUUUUCACAGACUGGUCAUAUCUUUCUUUGUUUUGAUGUUGCCCUACUGACACUUUCUCUCCCCCUAGUGGACACUUGAUGUAAUGUAUGUUUUGUAAAGUGUAAUUUCCUCAGUUUAGAAGGGCAGCUUAAAGUUUGUUUGCAAACCACUGAUCUCCUUUUAUAAAGCCUUGGAGUUGAUAUAAUAGAUGGACUGAUUAAUCAGGUUGAUUUAUGGUUUAUAAUCAGUGUCAUAUCGGCGUGAUAUCGGCCCUCAUAAGACCGAUAUCACGGUUAUCUUUCCAAAUAAUAAAAGCAAUUUGAGAGGAUAUCAAAUCUAAACUACACAACUGACUAGUUAAAUAAGUUUAAUAUGAAUUAUGUUAUAUUAAAUAAUGAAGUUCGAUAAUAAUAAUAUUUGCCUUGUUGUAUUUUAUUAUAUUGAAAAAAAUGUGAUAUUGGCAUAAUAUACAUCAGCCAGCCUGCUCUCCCAUUGUCAGUAUUGGCCUUUGAAAAACUGAUAUCUGUCGACAGUCGACCACUAGCUGAUAAGACCAUUAGUUGGCGGCAGGUUUAUCUGAUUAAACUGAUGAUUUAUGGAGAAAGUUUCAACAAAUAUACGACAGAGAAGAAGCAGACUGCUGACAAUGAAACAUAAACCGACAUAAAUCUAAAGGAAAUGUUACAGCUGGUACGUUUUUGGGUUUAUUGUUUAAAAAUGUGUAUAUUCUAACUAUUUUUAUACAAUUCCAGAUUUACAGACAACUUUUAAGUAGUGUACUUCAAAAUAAAAGCAUAGUUUGACCAUGCAGGAAGUGAAGACAUUGACUCUAACAUCAGGAUAAUAUCUUUAUUCUGACGUUCUUUGGCCACAGUGAUUGAGAGGUUGAAAUAUUUCGUCUGAGACAGAUCCCACUACUGUCAUUAUAUUUCAUUUACUAAGCUAAUUGUAUAUUAUUUGCGCUUUGGCAAUAUUGUCCUGACUAAAACUAAUUUGAAAUUGCAUUUAAUCACAGAUACAGUUAUCAAAGCCUAAACUGAGUUAUUAAUAAGUGAGUACUGUGCAAGUUUAUCCUGAUAUAAACUCUGAAAAUGCAUCAAUUCAAUCAAGUGUUUAUUAAAAAGUCAGAUACUUGGUGUCAGUCUUGUUUGGAGAGUGAACCCUGUGUCGCAUGUAUAUUCAUGUGUAUUCAAAUAUGCUCACUGAGAGCCACAGUGUAGUUCAAACUUUUCUUUCUUUGUUUAUUUGGACUGACUGUGAAAUCCGAGAUGGUACUUCUCACUUCGAUCUGAUGCCUCUGAACAUCAUAAAAGCUCCUGUGAAUGACUAAAAGUGUCUGGUCAGGGGUCAACAAGCGUGUUUGUCAACGUGAUUAAAAGAUGGAAUUUAAAGCAGGAUUUUUAACAUCGUUUUUAGUCACUAAGAGUAAAAAUGAUGGUUUGGACUUGAGCGCAGGUAUAUAUUGUGCCCCUCUUCACCCUCCACUUAACUUUUCCCGAUUAUAUCUCAGAUGUAUCAUCAAAAUUCUAGCCAGCGCUGCAACGAUUCGACCUUUCACCUCUGGCAUUUGUAUUUAUCCAAAGUGAGAGGAGUUGGUUUUACUCUCCAAGCACUUCAGGUGAGUUGAGUGAUGCAGAGAGAGAUGAAUAGGAAGCAAAUAAAAGACUGUACAGCCACCCAAAGAAAACAGGAGAGAGGUUGAAAAACACCUUUCUUGUUGUACAACAGCUGCACAGAGUGUGUAAUGGGAUCUGUCAUCUGCAGCAGGGAAACAAUACAUCUUUAAUUCUCAGCUCAACAUGAAAUAUGCCCUCACAUACACCGCCAUAACACAUCUAUCAAUGUAUCUCUAUGGCGUGUUAUUCUGUGCUGUGACAAAGUGCCUUCUCCCACUGGCAAAGAAUAACCUUCACCUCUUUAUUGCACGCCAUGGGAUUCAUUAUGCAGUCAGACAAGGAGAUCAGAAAUGAAUUAGCAUCCUGAAGGCACUGACGUGUGCAUGCUAGGCAUCCAUUUUUAGUCUUUUUUUUUUUCUAUUCACGUAUGAACAGAUCGGCACUUCAAGGACCGGCAUGGAGGGGGUUCAAUUAUUCAAGUACAGUAUCACAUAUUAAAACUGCCCCCUCUGUGUGCUGUUUUCUGAUUUAAAAGAGGGUAUUUUAAGAUGACAUUUAAAGGGCGAAAUCAAAUCUACUUUUAUGAGCUCCCAGUUGAACAAAAACGACUCGUUUUUCAAACCUGCGAGGACGAGGCAUUCAUCAAGAACACCAGUGCGAGUAAUACUGCAGGUACAUAAAUCUGCUCCAUACUUCUCUUAGACACCUGUGUUAGUUCACCGGCGAGCCCUAACCUGAAGUGUGAUAUAAUAUGAUAACAGAAGAGGAAGACAGACUCGUUCUGUGUGAGCUCGCCGUCCAAAGAGGCGUUGUGGUGAGUGACCAGCCCAAGCUUCGUCGUGUGCUUGGUUUUUAUAUGUUUGGUUCAUUUCAGGAACAUGACAAGGUCAUGACUGGUUUCCUUUAGGUGCGUUUCGAGUGUGCCGAAAACAUUUUACCUUUGCAAUGGUUUCGGCUAAGGCUGAAAGGAUCCCUUGAGUUCCUUGGUUACAAAAAAUGAUCAAGGAAUUUUCGAGUACUUGAAUACUUGUUUAUGAGCUCAAAUCGUCACUGUUUCGCACUGAUUAUUUUCAAGGUGACACAACACGCUUUCGUCACCAUGGUAGAAGGAGGAGUAAGCGUGUUUUUGGUUAAACAAAUGAACAAUUAGAGGGGCUUUUCCUCUGCAGAGCUCCAGUCGCUCAUUAGCAUUUCGCCUCUGAGUCGUUGGCGGAGACAGCGCUGCUCUGCACACUCCUCUUCAUGCUAGCUUGUAGCCUAACAUUGUCGGUGUAGUAGCAGAAGCAGGUAACAGAAGCAUUGCAAUCUGUUAACGCACACGCUUGUUUCGCAAUUGUCCUCUAUUUUACCGAGUCUGGCCUUCAUAGUGGGGCCCCGGGGUUGGAGCUUAGAUUUGUGACAUAGGAAAUCUCACUGUAUGUGAGUCUGAUCACUUGAGUAAACGAUAGGAUAUUCGGUAGAAUACUCGAUUACUAAAAUAGUCCAUAGCUGCAUCCCUAGUUUCAGGAGAGACUUGCUUUUAGUUUGUGUCAACUUUGGCGCCCCCUGUGGACAAAGCAGUCCAAGCUAAUCUUGUCCCCUGUACGCCUAAGUCAUGAUUCCUCACUCUUCUUAUUAUUAACAGUUAAAUGUGGCAUUUAUUGUGAAUAUGCAUGUCACUGAUGGUCUUGUUGAAGUAUAAGCAGAUUUCAUGGUUGUGCGUUGAACCCUAUUUUUAGGUUGCAUGGAUAGGACACCAUGAACAUGCGUGAGUGACAAUGAGGUGUUAUGCUUUCCUGUGUCUAAUCUCACACAGAGUCUUCAUGUUGUGCUUCUGCUGAUAUGUUUCCACUUGAGUGAAUUAAUGAAGCCGUGAGUUCUUACAAGCACGCUGCCUCCUCUUUGUAACAGGUUGGCUGUUUUUGCCUGUUCAGUCAGCCACGAGCUGAAAAAAACCCACACAGCGAAGUUUGAGAUUGUUUGGAUGCUGCUCCGCUCCAAACUUUGCACUUAGUGUCGCGUUUCUUAAUUUUUGAUGACUUGGAUGUCUCAGAUGGAGCUCCACCAGAGAUGAGAACAGGUCAUGCACAGAUUGACAGGAGCUGGAGAAGCAACAAGGUGGCGAAGACUAUCGGUUUAGUUUUUAUCCGAUCACUUAGCCAUGUUAAUGUGUUUGAUAUUUACAGUCCUUACAUGUGCCUCACUUCUACAUACUCUUCGUCGAUGGACGCUCUGAGGAGGUUUUUUCUUAUUUUACAUCUACAGACUUUUAAAACCGCCGUCACAUAUCUUCUACAGUCGGGCUGAUUGAAUCUGUGACAUUUGAAAUCCCUGAAAAAGGACACACAGCAGAAACUGCUGGCUGACACGCUCUUAUUUAGUAUUUUCCCCCAAUCCAUUAAGUCUAGAACACAACGUCAAAGCCACAGACAACCCCACAGCAAUGUUAUUUGAGGUCAUAAACCACAGUGGGAAAAACACUGCAGCUCCCUGUCUGAGAUCCUUCUUAUCACCGAGUUUGGUGAUGACUCUGUCUUCUCUGUUCUGGUGUUUUACUGAAACCCAGUGAGUCAUAAUCAUCGUGUCCCAAACUCAUCUUUUAGCCUGAUGUCCCUCCUACAGCUCAGCCUGAAGAGGUCACAGACAAACACCGUGUUUCUCGGUGACAGCCGCCUUUUUCUGUCUCUAUAGCUUCUCUUGACCCAAUCUGCCAGCACAGAUUGUCCAAAUAAGAGACAGAGAGAGGGAAAGACAACCAAACAGCACAAAAUUUAAGUUCCCACUCAGAUGUGAAAUUUUCUGUUUUUCAUUUUCAGACAAAUCAAUCAUUUGGACAGAAAAACACCAAUCCAGUUCUCAAUUAUCAUCAGAGCAUCAAUCAAGUCUAUUAAUCAUUUUAGUCACACCAGACCAUCAAAACACUUUUUUUCACAGCGUGCAAAUGUCAAAUAACGUGUCAGUGUAAGAUGGGAAGUCUAAUAACGUGAAUGAAACUCAGAAAAUAUCAUUUAUUCUGAUUCAUGAGCAGCUAGAUUGGCAAAAAAAGACAAUUUUGAAGGGACACCUGCUGAAUGCCACUAAAAGACACUGACAGAGCUGUUUUAAAGGCACAAACCGCACUUAAAAACCAAAAACCAUCAGGAAUAAAUGCCUACAGGACACUUAUUCAUGCUGUCUUUACUGGAAGAGCAAUCAGAGGGCACUUUUACUUUUCUCACACUAAAGAGGCAACUUUAAGUCACUUUGUUUACAUAUAUUCACUGAAACAAUUCCCAGAGGGUACUUUGUUUACACUAAAAGGGCAAAUGUAAGGCACUGUAUUCACUUUCUUUACACUGACAGAGCAACUUGAGGCCACUUUGUUUACAUAGAUCCACUGAUUGAGUUCCCAGAGGCCACUUUUUUCACAUCUUAUACUCUACAAGGUAAGCCAGAGGGCACUUUGUUUACACUAAAAGAGCAAAUGUAAGGUACUGUCUUUACUUUCCUUAGAAUGACAGAGAAAUUUGAAGCCACUUUGUUUACAUAUAAUCUACUGAAUGAGUUCCCAGAAGGCACUUUGUUGACAAUUUAUAUAUUCAAGGAGUUCACAGAAUCCACUUUGUUUACAUUUUAUACACUGCAAGGAAGCCAGAUGGUACUUUGUUUACUUUACACCAAAGUGGCAACUUGAACUCACUUUGUUUACAUAUAUCUACUGAAACAGUACCUGGAGGGCACUUUAUUGACAAUUUAUACAUUCAAUGAGUUCCCAGAGGGCACUUUGUUUACACUAAAAGAGCAAAUGUAAGGCACUGUAUUCACUCUUUACAUUGACAGAGCAACUUGAAGUCACUUUGUUUAUAUAUACUCCACUGAAAGAGUUCCCAGAGGGCACUUUGUUGACAAUUUCCUUGAGAAAAGCUCCAGAGGGGGAAUUUCUUUACAUUUUAUACACUUAAAGAGCAAAUGAAAGGCGCUGUGCUUACUUUGCUUACACUGGAGGGGCAACUUACUGAAUGUAGUUUAUUUACCACCAGAGGGGAGUUUGUGUACAUUAUGUACACUGGUAGGGCAUCGAGUAAGCCUUUUUUAUGUUAAUGUACCAGAGAGGGUCCUUUUACAAGGUUUUAUCUACUGCAAAGUCAAUGAAAUUUCUCAUCUCUUCUGUUUUUAGUUUCUCUUUUUGCUUUUCAGUCAGGACUCAAAGAUGUAACUGAUUGUUUAAAAUUGCCCACGCUCACUUGGCUUAUGAACAUCAUAUCAAAAUAAUACAGUAUAAAUAAACAUACAGUAUAUUCAUGGAUAAGUCAUGCUGGGGUCAUGCUGACAGAGUGAGAAAAUGAGCUGUGGUUUGCUUGUUUUGACCUACAGGGCUCUUUACUGCCUACCUCGGGUUCGAGGGCAGAUUUUUUUUUCUCUGGAUGAUACUUAAUGGAAAUAAAAUGGAUUUGUUUGGAUAAGUGUUGAAGCUGACUCGACUCCUCGGGUCAGUUUCUUUCUCAGUGAUUGGAUUACCUCCGUCUCCAUGCAGUGGUAACAUCUAUCCUUAUGCUUGAGUUCACUUAUUUUGCCAAAUUUCAUCUCCAUCUGUUAAAAGCUGUCUUUUUCUUCCACUCGGGGCCCCGACUAAGGAGGGUGUCAGCAAUUUUAGAGCUACAUCCAAAAAGUUUCCAAUGAAAUAAAGUGGGGACUCGACAUGGUGCAUUGUCUGAACUCAUCUCUUUUUGUCUCAGGGUUUAUAAGUAGCCCAGAGUAUAACAGCGAGCCUGAAAAUGUGUGUUUUAUCACACCCAAAGCAGCAGUCAUCUGAGGCCAUCCUAAAUGUUUAGCUCUGUUUUGCUGAAGUAUUGAGUUGCUCAUUGGAGAGCAGCCAGGACUCUCUGGAACAAUGCUCUGUACAACUCCAGCACUCGAAAACAAUUGACCGAUAACUCUCCUUAAAAUCACAGAUCCACUCGUCCACCUUCGCCGCUCUGAUAGAGAACUCUCGUCCUGAAUUAUUCAUUAGCGGUGUGGAGAGUGUGCUUGACUGCCCUUUGACACUUGUAUAUGCCCACGCUUUACAGUCAAAGUCACCUUUUUAAACGUAUUCAGAUGGUACAGUGAUAGCGUUUAAUCGUGGUCACCCUUCAGUAGAUUGUGGUUAUCCUAAGACUGAACAGAUAAACCCAACAGAGAGUGUGUAGCAGGAGUGAAACCCCGUCUUCGUACUGCAUUAGAAGUCCUCAAGCGUUCGACUUUGAUACGAGUACAAGUACAGACAGAAUCCUCAGCUGUUCUUACACUUGUUUACCGACUUAUAAUUAUCUAAUCAAUCAAUCUUUAUUUAUAUAGAGCCAAUUCUCAAGACGCUCAACAAAAAAGCUCGAUUUACGAUGUGAAGAUGGGAUCAGACCGAGCCUCGUCCUAGCCCAUCUUUAGAGUUCAUUUUGCUGCAUUUAUGAAGUUACAGUGAAGAGGAAGAACUUCUUUUAACAGGUAAAAACCUCGAGCAGAAUCAGACUCGCUCCAAAUUUCCACGGCACACGAACGGCUCGAGCUGUAAGGCCAGACUCUCGAUUUACCGGUCGAUCUACAUGCCGAUCCUCACCUAUGGUCAUGAACUUUGGGUAAUGACCAAAAAAACGAGAUCACGGAUACAAGCGGCCGAAAUGGGUUUCCUCCGCAUGGUGGUCAGGCUCAGCCUUAGAGAUAGGGUAAGGAGCUCGGACACUUGGGAGGCGCUCAGAGUAGAACCGCUGCUCCUCCACGUCGAGAGGAGUCAGCUGAGGUGGUUCGGGCAUCUAGUUAGGACGCCUUCUGGACGCCUCCUGUUAGAGGUGUUCCGGACAUGUCCCACUGGGAGGAGACCUUGUGGCCGGCCCAGGAUCAGGUGGAGGGAUUAUAUCUCUUGCCUGGCCUGGGAGCACCUGGAGGAGCUGGUGGAAGUGGCUGAGGUUAGGGCCGUCUGGACUUUCCUCCUGAGGCUGCUGCCCCCACGACCCGGACCCAGAUAAGCAGAGGAAAAUGAUGACAACGACAAACGGCUCCACUGCAGAAUGGCAACGAUUUUCGCCUUUCGCCAACUGAUGCGUCUGUGAGGCGAUUUUCGUGGCAGAUUUCGAACAGCAGGAAUCGUUAGAACUCACAGGAUUCUGCAGAUUUUCAUGCAAUGGCAUGAUAACCAGUUGUGUCUAUAAAGACAGCCACAUAACCAUAUAAGCAGUAGAUUGUGUCUUUCCAGAGGAGAAAAUCUACUUCUAGACUCUAGAAUCAGCAUCUCCUCAUUCAUGGUGUCAUCGGGGUGAAAUGCUGUCUGAAAACCUUUGACUUGUCCGUCCCCGCCCACAUUUGCACAGUGUGAUCCGCCUGAAACAAAGCCAGAUGUUUUAUUUUGUGUCUGUGCCGGACUUCCUUUCCAGCACGGGUUGAUCUGUGCUAAUUUAUAUGGCAUACUGCGAAAAAUAGAAACCUGGUAAUCUGGUACGAAGCUAGCUGAACCGCUGGGGGCGGAAAGAAGACGGUGGAAACUGACAUGUUAACUUGAAUGGAAACUAUCAGUGGGGAUCGGCGCUUAUGGCCUUUUCGCCACUGUUCUGCGUGCGAAAUUGGGCUGCUGAGACUGCUCUGGGUUUACAGAGGGGAUAGAGGGAGAAGCGACUUAAGGUAUUUCAGCAAACAAAAGCCGAUCAUCAGUUCCCUAACAAAACAGUUCACCAAAAGAAACAUCUGUCGAGCUGUUAUUUCAGAUCUCACUUCAUGCUCUUUCUGUCGGGAAGCAGAGGUGGGUUCUCUCAUUUACCUGGGCAUCAGGUGCAGCAGCAGUACAGAGAAAUUGAUGUAGGUCAAAAGGCCUUCAAGAAGUCAAAGUGUUACCGGUUUUCUCCUCAGGCAAUCUGAGGAAAAUUCGACCGCACAUGAAAAAUCUGUCAAUAUGUUACCUAACCUUUGGUGUUGAGGUUUGAGCGUAUUUAAUCUUGUGUUUCCCUCCUGAAGAGAGUGGGCAGAUGUCAGAUGAUUAAGAAGUGUAAACUUCAGCUGAGCUCACUCUUACAGGCAGCUAUCACACCUGGUAGCCCUUUCAUUUCGUGUGUUUGCAUUCGUCUCUGCUGUGCUUGACCCGGACUUUCGUUAAAGGUCGAGGAGAGAGUUUGCGGCUUCAUGGAGGAACUGCCAUCGAAGAAGACAAACCUUUCUUUUUUCUGGGUUACAUUCUGCAUAACUUAAACAUGUGAGACAUUUACAGCAUCCCUGUCUGGCAAAGUCGCUGUUAGCAAACGUCACCGGCACACAGGUGUUCGAAAUGAAGCACUGCUCUGUGAUUCCCCACAAGUCGUUUCUACGGCGACUGGAGACAGACGAGUUUGUUCCUGUUGUGUUUUCAAGUGGCACACCUGUGUCGGGUAAUGACUUGAUCAUUUCUUUGUGAAGAUUGGUUUUUUGCCGUAGGUUUGUUCCGUAUUAAAUCUGCAACAGUUUUCAAAAACAAGAAAAUCAACUCCACUUUGAGGGUUUUUUCGCCUCCCCGUCGACAAAGACGUUUUCUAAGAGGCUCAAAAUUACAGAUAACAUGCUCGGUCUUUACGCAGCAGUAACUAAUAUUCCUUUAAGAUGUAUUUAAUAACACCCACUGCUGUGUCGAGUGGGUCUUCACGUUUCCUUCUCUCACCUUUGCUUCGAGGUCAAACAUUUAUUCUUCUUCUGCUGUUUCUUUGACUUAACAUGAUUUUUUAAAAACUGUCUUGAGUGUUGCAACAACGAAGCAAACCAAAACUUAUUUUUUUUAAUUUUGUUUUCAAUGCUUGGUCUCCAAAAGCAUCUUCAAUUGAUUCCUUAUUUCAUUCUCUUAAUCCAUCUUAAAUUUUUACAUGGAUACUGCAAAUAAAAUUUCUUUUUUUUGCACCAUCUCUACAAAUCAAAGUCUUGGCUCAUGGUUCAAGAUGUUUAUUUCUAGUAUUUGUUGAUUAAAACUCCAUAUUUAUAGAGAAAAAAAAGCCGAAUAAUGUUUCUGCAAACGGGAAAAAAGUCUCAUUUGUGCUUUUAUGACAAAAUAAUUGAGUGUAACACCACCAGACCUUCCACUUUGCUUUGAUUUAAAGGGUUUAUAAGUGUUUAACUGCCAUAUUUCUGAUGAAUAAAUCAUUAUCCAUCUGUGUGGGGAGCCGUACAGCCCAUAACGCUCACUAUGGCUGGACGCACUCUGAUGUCGUUGAUCAUUCAGUCACAGCCUGUCAGCUCGCACCUGUCCGUCUCUGGUGAAAAUCAAGUCUUUUGAAAUCAGACCCAGUCCACUGGAAGUGAUGCAUUUCACACCGGGGUAGUGAUUGUUCCUGAGACGAAUCAAGCGUGAGCCUGUCAGGUGACGGUUUGGUAAUAUAAACAGCAGGUCGACAACUACGCCGUUGUUCCUGCCGCUGUUUUUUACAGGCUGUACAAAGUUCAGAUGUUUACUUUUGAUUUUUUUUUUCCAAGCAUAAAUAUUAGAUUACCUGAUGUUACAACAACCAAACGUAAUAAAAGAUGCAGGUUGAAGAUGCACCUUAGUCUGAGACCCUGAUCCCUAUUCUGCGAGACUCAGAUGUUAUAAUAAAUGCAACAGCCGGUAAGAAGUGAGACGUGAGGAGUGAGAGCUGAGGUAAGAGGUGGAAAAGAACAGAAAGCAGAGAAGGAGAACAUUUCCGGGGAUGUGAUGUGGAUGAGUGAGGACAGGCUGAGGGUAUUAGGACCUGUUCUUACAGGGAGUGUUGACUUUCAGCCCGAGAGGAUCUGAGACCUGACAGAAGUGAGAAUGUCACAGUACUGCUGGGGACACGGAGUGGGCUGGCUGUGACACAGAGGCUGGGGAUUGUGAUGUUAAGGCCUGAACUCGUACUGUAAACUCUAUACUGUUUGACUUUCUGUUAGGACACGUUUCACUGAACGUAUUUGAUUGACUUCUGAUCUGACACCCGUCUACUUUGGCUUCCAACAUCCCCAUAUAGGGCUGGACGAUAUGGCCUCAAAUCAAUAUCACGAUAUAUUGAUCAGUUCACCUCGAUAACAAUAAAUGGACGAUAACUACUCCACAAACUGCUCACCCCCUCCCACAUUAACUUCGUCUACUUCAGACACCACAACUUUUGAACCGUCCUCCAUGUCCUUACCUGUCUUUCUCUCUUUGUUACGGACUGGAUGGGGUGGAGUCACGUCUCCGAUGUAGGACAGCGUCUUAAAGGGACAUGAGACCAUAGCCCACGUACAUACAUCCAAAACCAACUUUUAUUUUUUAUUUAUUUAUUUUUUACUCCAAAUAUACCGAUACGGGCAAAAUGAUGUAGGUUAUUGUCGUAAAUUUUGGUUUCGGUAAAUUUUCGGUUUAUCGCCCAGCCCUACCCCCUCAAUAUAUAUUUACUUUUCGUAUACAACUUGUGAGUGCAGCUCUGUCUAAUGAUUAAAGACCCUCUGAGGUGACGAUUGAUGCGUAUUUCCAUGAUAUAACACCACAGUCGUCAAUUUUUCUUUCUUGAAUUUACUUAGAGGUUUAUUUUGCAUAACAAAACAAUACUUUUUACAAAUAAUAAUAAGGAAACCGAGACCCAAUGUAAACAAGGUCAAAAACUAUUGUACUCUCAAAGACCCACAGCUGCAUUUAUUACCCAAGAAAAACCCUCAGGUCAUAUUACAUGUCUCCACCAAUAGGAGAGCUGCAGUCGUAAUCGGCUUCAAUUAAACUUUAAAGUAAAACUACACAACCGUUCAGUCUAAUCAGGAUAAAUAACAAAAAUUUUUGAUUAUCUGUCAAAUUAUCAGUAGUACAUAAAUAACUCUAACACAACUGUUUGCUUUAUUUUCAUGACAUUGACAUAAUGGAGGAGAAAAGUUCAUGAAAUGCAGCGACAGCCACAUCCAGGAAUCUCAAAAAAACAUUAAAAAUGAUAUAUCAGAGCACGACUCUGUGAAAGUUCAUCCUUUUUUCUUGUUUUGUUUCAUUAUUGCUCCCUAUAAGAAAGUCAAUUUCACAGUCAAUAGAGCUUUUAAGCUCAGACAAACUGGCAAAUAUGAAAAGUAUCGACGAUCAAUACGAGAAAGUAGAGAAGACGGUUUGUAACAUGAGACAAAGAGACAGUCUGUUAGAGCGGAGACCAUCCUAUAAGCCGUCGCACAAACACGCAGAUACGUGGUUAAAGAAUUAAACUGACAGAAUUUACACUUUCUUGUUUUUCAGCCGAUAAGGACCCUUGUCAUCUCCCCGAAGCCCCUGGUCCCUGCAGAGGGCUGGUGACACGCUACUUCUUCGACACGACAACCCAGGCGUGCAUGCGUUUCUUUUACGGAGGCUGUUACGGCAACGCAAACAACUUCAGGAGCAUGGAUGAGUGCCAGAGCAGGUGCCAGAAUCCAGGUGAGCCCGGUUCAGACGCAGACAACUGAGUCAAAACUGCACUGCUAGUUUUUUUAGUUAAACAGCUGAUUCAAAUGGCAAAGAGAGCAACAAGAAACACACUUUAAUUGUACGUUUCCUAAUAAGCCCAAACAGAUAUAAUUAUCACCACUCAUGCAUUUAACUUGGAGCAAUAUGCACAGAAUAAUUUAUCCACCUAUGCGAAGGUGAUUACAGUCGCUGCACAACAAAUAAAAACUCAUUUCAGAGCGGUGACACGAUCAAAAUAACUCCACCUCAGGAAAAUUAACUUUCUGAUGAAUUUUAGCUGACCAUGAAAUCCCAUCGGUCCACGAUUCAGCAUUUAAAUCACUUUAAGUGGCCAAAGCGCAGCCAAUUAUGCCUGAGUUAGGCCGGACUUGGAAGUCAUUUAGAUACUGAAAUAGUCAAAGAAAAUAAGGUGGAGCUGCUGAGCUGUGAACCGUUCUGCUCGUGGCGCAUGUUGUAGAGAAAAUCAAUUGGAAAAGCUUUGUGUGAAUUCUCAUUUAUGGGUAACAACUUCAGAUGGAUGACCGUGUCUGCUUUCAUUAGCAGAUUAUAUCUGUUUGCAGACCAGCACUCUCUCUAGUCUGAUUCUAAUGAUAUUAAACCUCGAUUAAUGAUGAUCGAUCACUCAGGUUUAAUGAGAUCUGCUCUAAAUAUAGACCGAUCAAUUCAUGACGUCUUUUUUUUUUUUUUUUGUCAUUCACAGUGAAACCGACCAAAGCCCCAGAGGUCCACACUCAGCCCCCCAGAAGAGCCUUUGUGGUGCAGCCAACCGAAGUCGUUGGUAAGACUGAAUGUACAAACAUGAUAUCUGAUAUAAAGAAGCUGGUAUAAACCAAUAAACACAAACUGCACGGUCAGUUUCACUUACACAGGGAAGUAUAAUUACACUCUUGUCUCCUUAUAUGUCAGCCUCUUUGUUUCAAGUGGCUCAUCAAAGCAAAAACCUCCGAUCUUGAGAAAAGUGUAAACAAGUGCAGCUAGCUUCAAGUGUCCUCUUAAGGCUGGCUGCAAAAGCCAAAGAAUUCCCAUUAGGCUUCAUGUUAAAGCACAAUGAGGAGUAUUUAACUGAACCUCAGCAACAAGGAAGAGGAUUUACUACCCUUACGUGUCCACAGGGGGCGUCAAAACCAAGAUAAAACAAAAGGAUGAACCUUGCAGUAGCUUAAAAUGCCAGUUAAAUAUGGCGUCUGAUUUGAUGUUAUUGAGAUUUUGCAAUUAGCAGAGCUGAGUUGACUGACAGCUUAAAGCCCCGCCUCCACCUCUUCAUGUUUAGGUAGGGUGACCAUAUUCUGAAUCCCCAAAAAGAGGACACGACUACAUGGGGGCGGAGUCACAGAGUCACGUGUAGUUAAUUUUGAGAGUUUUUUGGAUCAGAUCGAGUGUCUUUAAGCACAAAAUCGAAACUUUCGUACAAAAUCCCGGACAUUUGAAGGAUUUUAUAAACUUCCCCAAACAAGACAGGAUAGCCCCCAAAACAGAGGACAUGUCCGGGUAAAAGAGGACGUACUGUCACCCUAGUUUAGGUUGAUCCAAAGUUAGCGAUGUAGCUGUUAGCACCCACCUGUCAUACAAAUAUGGUCCCUUCCCAAACUCAAGGUUAAACUAAUCUACAAACCAAGAGCAUACGUUACGAUCAGGUCUACGUUCACUCAGCUUGUGAUAGUAACUCACCAUGUUUUUAACAGUUUGAAUGACUGAUCCCUUAACUGUGUUUGUCUCUCAGAGGAAAUGCCUGCUAGUGAAGCUCUGGCACAAACGAACGACACAAAAGAAGAAGUCAAAGGUGAGAAAAUGUGACUGUGAAAGUGUUUGUAUCAACAGCUGUGAGGGAUCUGUGUUGGCAAAGUCAACAGAGACAAAAGAGGGCAAGAAAAAAACCUCCACCACUCAAACAACAUUAGCGCAGACCCGUUUUUGUAGUUCGCCACCCUUGAUCAGAGAGGACAAUAAACUCUGACAUGUUUUUUUUGCUCUAAAGAUGAACUGAAACCCUUUUUAUUAAAACCUCAAUUAAUAAAUUGCUGCUCGAGACGUAGAAGGCUGAGAGAAAGGCUCGUCAUGUUUAUUCAUCACGGAGAGCUGAGAGACUCCAAUGUGGUUCAAUCACAAAAAGAUGCAAACCCAGUCCAUUUCUGAAUCCGUGUCUGCUGUCAGUUACUAACGGGGAUGAAAUAAAACAGAAUGUCAAGGAGCAGCGAAGCAUUCAGAGGAGACAGUUUGCAAAAUUGCUUCUGUUAUAUGAGGCAAAGUGCAAGAACAGAGAGCAACAGUGUCUCCCUCACACAGCCCAACCCUCACUCAGCGCCACUUACUAAUUUUCAGAGUAUUGGGAGUGAAGGAGCAGACAUCAUAUUUGUCGUGCUUCAAGGCUCUCUUGUGGAGCACAGGCGGCCUUGUCUGCCUCCCUUGACUCCUCAGCUGAGUUAUAAUUUUAAGGAUUCAAUUUCAGUCUUGUCAGAAAUAUAGAGAGGAGAAGAAUCCAGAUGAGUAGUCACCUUCAGUAGCUCCGCUUGUUAACAGUUCUAUUUUUCCUGAAAGAGUUGGAUCAAAUUUUUAAAAAGUAUCUCAGAGGGAAAAAAGCUGGGAUGAAUAUCAAACUCAUUGAGUCACAAUAGAUCAUCCAGAACUUACAUUAACAAUAUAAGAAGCUAUAAAAUGAUGUAUUAAAGUCACAAAAAACAGACAUUUUCAUUUAGUAGUGGUUCAAAUCUAUAAUACAGCAUCAUUUGACCAAUGUGAUGUAGAAAUCUUAAAAUGAAAGACUGACAUCUUGUGGUUAUAAAGUGAAUUACACCUAAAGGGUCACUAGGAAAGCUGUCAUAUACUGUGGACAUCUGUAUUUCACAUGAUCCAAACACUACACUAAAGCAGGCCUUACAAAACAAAUGAAUAUAUGAAUUAAUUAAUUAAAAUUAAUCAAAUAAAUAAGAUUUAAUAGAAUUAAGAAGAGGUGAGAGAACAUAAAAUCCUUCAUUGUACCUUUAAUGUUAGUUUAACCUUCCUCGUAUUUUAGCUUUUACUACGCACCCACCAUAUUAAGGGUCGGUUUUGACCCGUGUCUUAAAUCAGCUGUAAAUUACACUAAAAACAAUUCUCUAUCAUCCAGUUUGGUUCUCAUCUCAAGGUUACCUUGUUAGGUUUCAUUAUCCAUGAAAAUAUUUCUACUCUAUGUUCACAGACAACUACAUUUUAUGCUCUUUCUGGAAGUGGGGAGGUUUUUAUUCAUUUAUUUGAGAGCAAAACUGUGGCUAAUUGAAUUAAAUCCUGCCCGCCUGCAUCGACAUUUACAGCCUCUGCUCGGCUGAUUACACUAAUUAGUGUCUAACCUGCUCCCUCUUUGCUAACUGAUCUAGAAUCAGAGAUCUACAGUCGUGCCUUUUCAAUAUCAGCCCCGAAAUUAUGGACCUCUCUUCCCCCUGAACUACUUAUUAUUAAUGACCUGGCAUUUUUUUAAACACAUCUUAAAACUCACCUAUUUAAACAGGCUUUUAAUAUCUAGUGCCUUUUGCCAUUUGCUAUUUGAUCGUUUCUGUGUUCUCUUACCUUUUUAUUGUCAUGAUAUCCUGAGACAUUUGUAUUUGUAUUUGUGUAUUUGAUCUGUGUAAAGCACUUUGUUCAACUUUCCGGAUGUUGUAAGGGGGUUAUAUACAUGAACGUUGUUAUUAUUAUUUUACCUGCCAUUGUGUCAGUCUGGAACACAUGCAGGGUAGCUUUCAAAGAAAAGAGGGUAGCGCAGGAAGCAUAAGAUGAAAGGUAACCAUUGGUUACAGCCUAAAUUUGAUGUUUAUUGUUGUGAUUAUUCACAGACUUGAAGCCCACAGAUCUGUGCUCCAUGCCUGUGGAGACUGGAGACUGUGACGGCGCGGAGAAGAGGUUUGCGUACAACCCCGGGACCAGGCGGUGCCACAUGUUUCGCUACAGCGGCUGCGGCGGGAACGAGAACAACUUCAGGAGUCGGAGGGAAUGUAGCAUCAAGUGUGCUCGGCGCAGAAAGAGUGUGUUCAUGCUUAAGGCCUGUGAAGCUUUAUCGCAUUUCUCGUAUUUAUCGUGUCCUAAUCUUGUCUCCUUCUGUGUCUUUACUUUCUUGCAGCUCAUGGGAGGAGGAUGAUCAGGAUAAGGAAGAAAAACUUGGACAUUAUUCAGCGCUCGGUCUGAACACUGUGCCUCAGCGUGGAGCCGCCUGUAUUUAUGUCUAUACUUAGUUUGUAGCUCUCCUUGAAUCUGUUGUUUGAAUUUCUGUGUGUACAAAAUCAUGGCAGGUGUAUUAGCCGAGUAAAUCAACAUUACAGUGACAAAAAACACAAUUGUUAGGCUGAUGAAACAGAUAUUUCAUGUGUCAAUGCUUUUGUAAGAUAAGUGUGUUUUUAUUUGAGAGGUCGUGACUUUAUAAUCAAACCAACAUUUUUGUUUUGUGAAGAAAACCAAAGUUGCAGGAGAGAUUUUUAGUUGUUGUUUUUGUUGUGUACAUAUAGUAUCCACAUGUAUUAAUCAAUGUAAGCCGCAGCAUUAGCAGAUUAAACCGACAAUCUCCAGCCCUGGAUCAAUGACAACAAUGUACAGAGUGUGCUACAGUAAACACAUUAAUCAGGAUGACCCCGUCCGCACAGAUAUUAAUCAAUGUUUACAAGGCACUGACUGCUUUAUUCCUGUUGGAUUAGACACAAACACUCUAUAUUUACUCUUUUUAAUGAAUUUUAUGCAGAUUCAUUAAUCAUGAUUACAGUCCUGCUGUUGCUCUACUGAGGAGAGACACAAGGGGGCAGUGUUGUGUAAGGAAAGAGGUUGUGGGCGCUGUGCAACGUUAGCUUUACUGUCUUAUUUUGUAACCAUGGCUGUGUUGUAUUUGACUGUAGCCUUUAUAUAAUAAAGUUUCACUAUAUUAAUGUCUUA
Messenger RNA from Xyrichtys novacula (pearly razorfish), 45916 nucleotides. The record is from the annotation of a GenBank genome assembly. NCBI's taxonomy places the organism in Eukaryota, Metazoa, Chordata, Actinopteri, Labriformes, Labridae.